GGCUAGCUAUAGGGUUGUAAGGUAGAAUAGGGGUUGGAUUUUAGGUGAUCACCUACCUCCCUCCCAUCAUGCCCUUCCCCUCCUCCUUCUUCCAACUGCUAACUAGUGACAGGAGUCUGGAGAAGAGUUAGCACCAUGGCUGAAUCCCAGAUUCUGUGUCUGAGAGAUAACAAUGUGAAUGAGAAAGUGACCGAAGACAUGGUGCACUUCUAUUACAGUGAGGACCAGAGGAGGUCCCUGCAGCAGCUGAUCGAUCAUGGGGUGCAGGAGUACAGGCAGUACAUUAAGCACUUUGGUCUGAGGGACUUUCUGUCCAGCAGGGAACUGACUGAGUUAAAGCGUUCCUGGGCAGAGUAUGACACGGCUCCCCCUAAGAAGAGCAAGCAAGUGUCCGGUAAACAGGGAGCGGAUACAAAGAGUUCUUUGGAAUACUGGCCACAACUAUCAGACACCGAGAUUCCACCGCUGGACCUGGGCUGGCCCCAGAAUGGCUACUACAGGGGGGCUACCCAGACCCUGGUAUACACCCACCCACCCAAAGAAAAUGCCCCCACCAUAAAGGCAGUGGUACGGGAUAUGAUUCAGAAAGCGAGAAAGGUAAGUCAACCUGACUUGAGGUAACAAAGAAAAGGGAAAGGGAAAUGGCUUUGGGAGGACACUGGUGGACUACAAUCCCCAUUAUCCUCACCCAGGUGUUGGGUAAGCGGAACUUGUAGUAAAAAAAAACCCAAAAAAACAACAGGCUGUUAUUAUUUUGUCAUAAGCAUGUCCUGACUUCAAAUUGGAUAAAGUGGCUGGAAGUGAUGGGUGUUGGGCCCGGGGUGCUGGAGAAGGGAGGCGAGUUAUUGUUGUGUUCGUAGCUUGAAAGUUCUGUUCUGUCGAAGAAUGAAACAAAGUCGAUUGGUAUAAACACAUACCCGGACACGACGUUAAACUGGAGAACAUAAUAGACAUGUUUGGUAUUUUGUCCCUUGGCCUUGAUCAGAUACUGAUACAAAAAAAAAAAUUCCCCCCAAAACAGCCAAAGCAUUAUUUUUCUAUAUGUUUCCUGGGGUGUGAAGUGCCUCUGGGUAUAGCCAUACCUUGGCAUUCUGACAUCUGGUAAACAUCAAUGGGGGGGAGGGUGCAGUGCAACCUUUGCCUGUGUCUGAUCUCUGUAGGGUUAAUUAGGGCAUACCAUUCCAAAAAAGAAAGUGUGCAGUUUAUCUACAGAACUUACUCUUUUUAUGUAGUAUGAAGGUUUGCUGUUGUAUUAUACACCAAUUAUUAAUUUAAACUAAGGAUGUUUAAUUAUCAGUCAGUAUAAAUUAACAUCCUGAGGCAUCAUAAUUCACCCUGGAGAGCUGUUAUGUUGUAAAUCAGUGGUUGUUACCUUCCCAUAUAUCUGUGGCAAUAUUUGCUCUGCAAAUAUUUAAACUUUAUAUCUCCUGUUAGUCAAGCCCACCAAUUGUACAGAUAAUACUGUCCUAAGAUCUCAUGUAAAACUGCAUAAACUGUGCAAUCUGUGACAAACAUAGGUUCAGACAUGUCUGACUGUUAAAUGCUUAAGCCUUAUCAUGAACAGCGACGUGUUUGUCUACUGGCAUAACACAGACUAAAUGCAAAGGUAAAUAAGACACUGGCCUAACCAUACCUUUAAUUAAUUGUUUGUUUAUUUGAAGUUCUACCUGCUGUAAGUCUUUAAUGUUUUUUUACUUUUUGCUGUACUCUCCCACCUCAGCUGUGGAACUAGGUUUGAGGGAUUUAGCUCAAUUUGAUUCAAGCUGAAAAGUUAGAGGGACUGCCAUUUAUCUGAUAGUGAAAGUUCGUUGUUUUUUUUAACAAUGAUACAUGCUUCACUUUCUAAGCAGAUGCCUGAGCCCUGCACUGCAUUCCUCCACAUUGCUGUAAAACAUACAUGCGGCACUGUGGGGGUUAAGUCUAUCUGCUUUGUAUAGUCUUGCUGUGAUAGGACAUGCUGGUAUACUAUGUGAAUCAUUAAUAACUGGGUUGGGCAAAAAUGUUGAAUACAAUGGUUCGACUUCAAUCCUGCUUCCCUGUUUCCUGAAUGUAACUCAGUAAUAUAACCCGUAAUUUACCAGCAGAGGUCGGGGAGGUGGUCUACUCCGGGUGACAGGCCUGUGACUCUUUGUAGUGUUGCCUUGUUGGAGCAUGCAAAGCAUUGAGGCACAUAUACCGGGGAUAAGAGGACAAGAUGAAAUGAGCAGGUAGGUGUCACGAGCGUGAGCUGUAGGCCCAGCCGAGACAGUGGGGGGGAGAGUGUGGAAGUGACAGGGUUAGUGACACCAGACCCCUGGUUACCUGUUGCUAGUCCCAGCAACCACUCAAUUAACCCCUGCAAUCCCUUCUACACUAACCCCCUAGUACACACUUUACUGCCACCACCAAGACUUUUAAACCCGGGCGUUUUAGGUUACCCCACACACAGGAGAAUUAUAGAAUCACAGUUCUACUUUUACUGAUCAAACCCAUAUAAUGAACCCUUUUUGGUAACGUGUUUACCUGAGCUUUCCUCUGGAGAGUGAAGCUCAUAGAGAACAGAGACACAAGCUGAUUAAACAUUUAAUCUGCCCCCCUCACCGACACAACCAGAGGCAACGCACAAACACGAUCCAGAGCAAGACACAAGUAGGGGCGGUGCCCCUGAUAACGCUGUAGAGCAGGAGACGAGCGAAACCCACGACAUCGCUGGGGAUCAGGAGGUGACAAGUGGGGUUAAAUGAUACACAAAAGGGGAGAGCCGCUGCAGACAAGAGAAGACACAAAGCAACAACACAACAGGGGAAACAUGAGACUUCACUAUGGACUGGGCCACAUGAUACACCACCACCACAUGUAUGGGUGGAGGGCCAAAUACACACAGACACACACCAAUCGACACAGGAAAUGAAACCGGGAGACAACCACACCAACACUAGACCGAACACACACAGGGUUACACCUACCUCCACGAGCAAGGAACUCACAUAGGCAAACCACACAACAACUAGAAAAGGCCACACAUGCGUCCAAUACACACCACUUGAACAAUGUCCACCAGGAACAUUGCAAACUAGAUGGAGGCAAUAACGAACACAUACUUUUAGACGACAGAGACGUGAAGAGGGAGACCGCAGGACUUAGGAGAAACCUAGCGAUUCGCUAGGGAGACGGUCCAACUAACAGAGAUCAAAAAUACAAACGCAUGAAAGGAACACACAACUCUGACCGCUAGGUUGGUACGACUACCCCCCACGAUCUCCAGGACUCCAAUAAACACGGGAACCCAGGGGAAUUAGGGGCCAGAGUUUUUCAGGGUAUAGCUAGAUAAUCCUACCGACCCCACCAGAGGACGCACAACAUCCUGAGCACAGGAACACAAAUCAGGAAGGGGGAAUUACAGCAGAAAGGAGAUUGGGAUGAGAGGUAGCUGACAAACGUGCCGAAAAUGCGACCUUAGGAAAACGAGGCCUGCGGGCUCUGUGGGAGUAGAAACAUGAUGUCAAACUAGAUACAUUGAUACCUAACAUUAUGCAUGAGACCUGCGUGUCUCCUUACCAAAUCUGCACGCUUGUAAACAACUGCAUUCAAUAAAAUUCAUAUUUACCAAAAAAAAUAAACAUUUAAUCUGACAAAAAAGAUUCACAGAAAUAAAUUACAUACAGAUAACAAAUUGCAAAACAGUACAUAAAAUAGGAGAAAACACAAGAAAUUCCUUACAUAUAUUUACCCCAUAUAGAAUUCUUGUGGGAGUCUUAGAUGGUAUAGGUCUCCUAGAAGUUGCUGACCAAAGAAAAAAAAUGAAUAACUGAGCUCCCUGGAUAGUCCAGCACCCUCAUUGUAUAUCUAAACUAGUUGUUUCUCAGUGGGCAGACCCCUGGAGUGGGGAGAGGGGGGAGGGGGAGAAUCAGAGGGGGUUGGUCUGGCAGUUUAUUGCCCACUCUAUGCAAUUCCUUGUGUCCAGCUCUGGUGAUGGCUAUCUAGAUGUUUUAUGGUCUAGGCCUGGUGCAAGAUCAAAGACCACAAUAAAUGUCAUGGCAAGGUUUACAAAAUAACAACUCUUAAAGGGACACUAUAGUCACCAGAACAACUUUAGCUAAUGUAGCAGUUUUGGUGUAUAGAACAUGCCCCUGCAGCCUCACUGCUCAAUCCUCUGACAUUUACUAUUUAAAGCCCUUUGUUUAUGAACCCUAGUCACACCUCCCUGCAUGUGACUUUCACAGCCUUCCAUAAACACUUCCUGUAAAGAGAGCCCUAUUUAGGCUUUCUUUAUUGCAAGUUCUGUUUAAUUAAGAUUUUCUUAUCCCCUGCUAUGUUAAUAGCUUGCUAGACCCUGCAAGAGCCUCCUGUAUGUGAUUAAAGUUAAAUUUAGAGAUUGAGAUACAAUUAUUUAAGGUAAUUUACAUCUGUUUGAAAGUGAAACCAGUUUUUUUUUCAUGCAGGCUCUGUCAAUCAUAGCCAGGGGAGGUGUGGCUAGGGCUGCAUAAACAGAAACAAAGUUAUUUAACUCCUAAAUGACAGUGAAUUGAGCAGUGAAAUUGCAGGGGAAUGAUCUAUACACUAAAACUGCUUUAUUUAGGUGACUAUAGUAUUCCUUUAACAUAUCUCAACACACAUCCAACACCAACUCAUGCUUUUGGCAUGACAGUAGGAUUCAGGUACUUAAAAAGGUAAGACAGGGUAAGCAGAGACAGAAACAGGGUAAGGUGGCAUUAAAUGAAAACGCCAAACAGUAUAACCGCUAUCGCUAAUGUUGUGGCUAUGGUGCCUUUCUCAGAGUAAGUAGUCAAACUGCUUUAGAACUAGGGUCCCGCUGGUCACUGCUGCCUCCUCUACAGACAGAAGUUCUGCAUCUGAGCUUAUCUGUGGUGGUGCAGAGUUGUGCCCGCUGGCUGAAAGCACUCAGCUGACACUAGGCUCUGCAUCAGUACUAAAUGGUUACUCACCGUUUCAUAGAAAUUCUCUGUCCCCAUCAGCCUGAAGUGUUAGGUGAGUUACUAUGCACCCUAUUUAUGCAUGUUUAGGUGAGUGCAGCCAGACCCUUGUUUUCUCGUGUGUGUAUAACUAAACCCCCAUUAUUUUUUGCCCAGAUUAUGUGUUUUAAAAAAACAAAAAACCUAACAAUCUGUCAGCACCAAAGUUGCUGUUUAGUAGAUAAUGAAGUGUACUGGAUUUUCAUUUUAAGGUGAGUUACUAUGAACAGUUUAUGCAACAAAAAUUUAAUUUAGAACAAGAACUAUUAUAUUGACACAGACUGCGUUCUAAACACAUUUAUUGUACUUUAAAGACACAAAUACAUUAGUAUUAUUGCUGUGAAGCUCUAUCAUACAAAUAAGAACUGUUCCUCCUAAACUGAGACAUUUUGGAGGUAUGGGAUGUUUUACUUUGAUAUAUACUAUGCGGAUCUUGCAGACGAUAAAAUCCCCAAUCUUACAAGUUGCACCGGUGGUCUUACACUGUAAUUUCCUCAGGCCAAAGUUAAUCCGCAAAAUAUAUAGUACAGGUGACCUAUUCAAAGCAUAGAACGACAUUUGUCCAACAUAGAAUGAGUUAAAGCAACUCUGUCACACCCCCCCCGAAAAAUGAAUAUUUCACAAAGAUAGAAUCUUCAUAUAUUCAUAUUGACUGUGUUGGAAUUUAACAGAAAUUCCAACCAAGUUAAGACAUAUACUAAAACAUAGUAUAUUUCCUACACAUAACACUUCUAGACACUGGGUGGAGUGUCAUCUCUUUUUGGAAAUGUUUCAUAUAUGAGUGAGAUUACCCUGCUAAUGUCAGAUAUCUCCCAAGUUUUUCCAUAAAGGAUCGUUCUGUAAUCUUACAUCUCCUGGCAAACAAGAUUACCUUGAAUUGUGGAAGGAUUUAAAAUUUUAUAAUUUCCCUCUACAGUUUACAGAAACCACAGAGAAAGCCAGUCAUUGUUAAAUCAAUAAAUGUGGAAUCCAGGUGAAAGGAGAAAGCGGCUUAAUUGAAGUUUUGCAUACACCUGUCCAUACGUAAGCACUCAGGCGUUCCUUACAAAGCAGAUUAUAAUCAUUUUAAUUAUUAGUGUUUGGUUUCUCUUUUGAUUUAUACUCUUGUCCUGUUCUCUUUAAUAGUAGGAAUUGUUUUGGGCUGUUCCCUUUUUUAUUUCUUUUACUUUGCUUGUGUGCGGUAUAAUAUAUCAGAAUAUUAUUUAGAUUACCAUGCAGAUUGAUAGCUACAAACUCCCUGAAACUGCAGGAUGCACCUCUUGUGACUGUCUGGUAGACUGUCACUAGAGGCAGUUUUAGCACUGCAAUGUAAACUGCUAAACUGCAUUGUUUUACAUUGCAAGGUUAAAGGAACAGGGACAGUGCACUCAGACCACUUCAAUUAGAUAAAAUACACAAAGAAUAGGUGGAGCAAGUGAUAAUAAUAGUAAAAUGUACUUCCCUCUCUUCUACCUUUCUUGCUGCAAAAGAUAGAGAGGUACAAGAUAGUGCAGAUAUUUCUAUACACAGAAAAAAAUAAAUAUUAAAUCUUAUGCACUCACAAUGAAAGAGCCAUAGAAUAAAACCUGGCUCUGGUGUGAAUCUCCUCUGGGAUCUUAAUUGGGUGAUCCCCAAACCUCUUUGUUGGUACUUGUUGAAGUGUAGCUUCUUUUUCUUUCAAUACCAGGCAAUGGAAAAUGAAAUAUGUUCCAGAGAAAAAAUAUUUAUUUAAAAAAAAAAAAAAAACUUAAUAAAAUCAAUAUAAAUAAUAUAGAUAUAAAGGGUAAGACCUCCCAGUGUCCAGUAUGCUUGCCAAAACGCGUUUCGCCAGUAUGUGGCUUCCUCAGUUGGCAUAAGGUGAUAAUGUUCUCCAAGUCCUUUAAAUAUUUAAAAAUCGCGGGUAAUUUUCUUCCGGUGGAACGCAUCUAUGCGUUCCACCGCCUCCUUCCGGUUUCCGGAAUCUCUUCGUCACUUCCGGUUUCGCCGAAAAUACAAAGCGUUUGAUGGAACGCAUCGACUUCUUCCUAAUUCCGGAGGAAUUACAUCAUCUCCGGUUUCAUCAGGCUGUGUGUAAAGAGGCCCCUUCUUAAUUCAAACGUCCUUGGAACGCAUAAAAGAUACUGCUAAUAACUUUGGGAUUGACACAUUUAUUGUGCAAAAUACCGGAAAGUAUAUUUUAUUUCAAUUUGAUGGGAUACUAUCCUUCCUUUCUUGUUUGUUUAUUUCACAUAUGUCCAAAUUUCAUUUAUUUUAUAAUAUUGUGAAAUAUAUGUUUAUUGCUGAAGCAUUGUAAUGAUAUUACUUGCAGCAUUUAAUAUAAUAUUGCUAACAAUCUUGGGAACCGAUAUAUGUGUUAUGUAUAACAUUGGAACGCAUAUGCGUUCCAAGGACGUUUGAAUUAAGAAGGGGCCUCUUUACACACAGCCUGAUGAAACCGGAGAUGAUGUAAUUCCUCCGGAAUUAGGAAGAAGUCGAUGCGUUCCAUCAAACGCUUUGUAUUUUCGGCGAAACCGGAAGUGACGAAGAGAUUCCGGAAACCGGAAGGAGGCGGUGGAACGCAUAGAUGCGUUCCACCGGAAGAAAAUUACCCGCGAUUUUUAAAUAUUUAAAGGACUUGGAGAACAUUAUCACCUUAUGCCAACUGAGGAAGCCACAUACUGGCGAAACACGUUUUGGCAAGCAUACUGGACACUGGGAGGUCUUACCCUUUAUAUCUAUAUUAUUUAUAUUGAUUUUAUUAAGUUUUUUUUUUUUUUUUUAAAUAAAUAUUUUUUCUCUGGAACAUAUUUCAUUUUCCAUUGCCUGGUAUUGAAAGAAAAAGAAGCUACACUUCAACAAGUACCAACAAAGAGGUUUGGGGAUCACCCAAUUAAGAUCCCAGAGGAAAUUCACACCAGAGCCAGGUUUUAUUCUAUGGCUCUUUCAUUGUGAGUGCAUAAGAUUUAAUAUUUUUUUUUUUUCUGUGUAUAGAAAUAUCUGCACUAUCUUGUACCUCUCUAUCUUUUGCAGCAAGAAAGGUAGAAGAGAGGGAAGUACAUUUUACUAUUAUUAUCACUUGCUCCACCUAUUCUUUGUGUAUUUUAUGUCAUUUUAUGUGAAGGUGUAGGGGAUACCUCACUGGUGUUGAGAGCAAUUAUCACUUCUGGAGACAUACCUGUUUGUAUUAUUUCACUUCAAUUAGAUGCCUAUGGUGUCCCUUUAAGCAAAUAUCAAAGUUUAUAUUGUGCUAAGUUACAAGCUCAUACAUAUUGGUUAAGAGAAUUUGCAGUCCAUUCAUACUCUUAGACAUUAGUGGUUGGAGUCUUGAUGUGAAUAUAUUCACCCAGUAAUACCAGCCAUGAGCACAUACUGGGGUAUUACAUAUGACUCAUGGUUCUCAUGGUGGUGACCUGAUCUACAAUAGAGUUGCUGUAUAACCCAGUCAGGUUAAAUUAUGGUGGGGUGUCGGGACCACCUGACUAAAAUUCACAGUAAAAGUUGAAGUGGCUCCAAUUAACUCCCCUGUCCUUGUAAGUAAAUAUUCCCUCAUGUUCUUGUAAGCUUAUUUAAAAACAAUCAUGACCAUUUUCUAUAGAUUUUACUAAGUCCCCUAUAAUUGUGUUGUGUGUUUUUUUUUGUUUGUUUUUUUUUUUUCCCAUUUGCUUUUAUUGUCAUGGAAAUAUUUGAUCAUACACACAAUUACCUAUUAUAUCUUAUAAAUGAUGUUGUUUUUGAAAAUUUGAUAAAGUUUUAAAAGUGAUGCAAGGGGGCUGAGGACCAAAAUAGUUAGAUUAACACUAUAGUGUCCAGAAUAAGUUUGCAUUCCUGACACUAAAGUGUACCUUUUUAAGCUUUAUAUUAUUGCUGCUAAACAGACAUUCUACUUGUAUUAUUUUGUGAAUAGAAUAGAUUUUGUUUAUCAGACAAGUCUACAAACUUUGAGUAUUUUAUAAUUUUCUGAGCUUUAGACGAUAUAUUUUCAUUCCGAAGUGUUGAUAGUGUCUGUUAUCAUGGCAAUGGCAGUUUGCUCAUUUGGCUGUUUCAAAGCUUCAUGCAGAUGCCAGUAUCAUUAGCUGAAACACUACAUCCAUUCAGAUUUUUGAUAGUGAAUUCUUAAAGGUACACUUUAUUCAUCAAAACAACUUUAGAUUGAUAAAGUGGUUUUAGUGUGUAUAUUAUAUCCCUGCAGUCUCACUGCUCUAUUCGCCUCCUUUUAGGAGUUGAAUCACUUUGUUUAUGCAGUCCUAGCAAUACCUCCCCUGACUCAGACCGGCAUAUCCCCCCCACACUUCCUGAAAAGAGUGAUCUAAUGUUAAAAUGUUUAAUUUAGUUUAGUUUUUCUGCUCGAACCACAGCACAUACUGGGAUAUUUGCACUUGUGUGCCAAGGGCUAGCUACAACCCUGGCACACAUCAUUAUGGCAGCCUGGAACUGAUGAAUAUCAAUUCUGUGAAUAUUUUACGCCUGUUGUGAGUGCACACGCAUGCAGGUGACAGGCGUUCUCUAAUCCUGUGCCUGCAAGGAGAUGCUUGUGUCUCCCCUUCCUGUUGCCCUCACCCUUCCCUAUCGCCUCUAUUUUAAAAUUUUUGGGUCUUUCUCCCUCCCAACUACCUCUAUCCCUGCCUUCCCAGGGUGCUCAAAGGCUCUCUGAGUCGGACUAAAUGGUACAAUCAAAGGCUUCUCUGCUGUGAAAUCAGGAGGGGUUGUGCUGAGCAGUGCCUGGAUCUACGUCUGGCUAUGGAUUUCAGGUGAAUUAAACUUAUUUUAUUACUUUUUUAAACAUUUGCAGGGAGGAACUAAAGAAUAAUGCCCAAUGGGGCAUAAUUCACUUAAAAUAAAUAGUAAACUUUUAACAGAUCAGAUUUAAAAAAAAAAAAAAAUACAAGUAAACAUACUGUGCUGUUAGAAUGGUUUGUGUCAGGCCCCCUGCCCGCACGCUUCUCACGGCGGCUUCACUUACCCGCUCACCGCGGCUUCUAGUGCCUGCUCGCCGUUCGCAGGUAUUUCAGUGACCAUUCUGGCAGCGUGCAUAAAUAUGCGCCCGAGUCAGUCACCUGACUCGGCACACAUUGAUGAAGUCAGGGGGAAAAGUGGAAGGAUUAAAUACCUUCCACGUGUUAUAAUUAAAGGAGCACUAUAGGGUCAGGAACUAAAAACAUGUAUACCUGACCCUAUAGGGUUAAAGCCACCAUCUAGCCACCGUGGUCUCCUCAUGCCUCCCUAAAAAUAGUUAAAAUUUACUUGUAUUCAAGUCUGGAGAUGCAGGCUUUGUCCCUGUUUCCUGUAGACCUGCCGGCUGACAUCAGCAGAAGUGGUAGCCUGAUCCAAUCACAAUGCUUCCCCAUAGGAUUGUCUGAGACUGACAAAGAGGCAGAUCAGGGGCAGAGCCAGCACAAUUCAAACACAGCCCUGGCCAAUCAACAUCUCCUCAUAGAGAUGAAUUGAAUCAAUGAAUCUCUAUGAGGAAAGUUCAGUAUCUGCAUGCAAAGGGAGGAGACCCUGAAUGUUUGGAUGCAUUUUAGGCAGCCAUGACCCAGGAAGGAUCUGUAACAGCCAUCUGAGGAGUGGCCAGUGAAGUUAUCACCAGGCUGUAAUGUAAACACUGAAUUUUCUCUGAAAAGACAGUGUUUACAGCAAAAAGCCUGAAGGUAAUGAUUCUACUCACCAGAACAAAUGCAAUAAGCUGUAGUUGUUCUGGUGACUAUAGUGUCCCUUUAACUCUAAUUAGAAACUAGCCAAUCAAAAUUACCCUAAGCAUAUUUAAACUUGCCUUGUUGCCCUGUUGUGGUCUUCUGAUAGCUCAAUAGCAUGUUUACUCUGUUUGAUCAUUGGUUACCGAAUUAUGGCUUUGUCUCUCGUUUACUCUGUCUUCUCUGAUCCUUGACCUCGGCUUGUCUUAUCGUUGUCCGUAUCUCUAUAUUCCUUUGACUUUGGCUUGUACACUGACCUUUCCCCUUUUGCAUAGCCUGGCCAUUCUAAGGACCGGUAUUGCAAUUGUUCCUCUCGUGAUCUGUCUGUGUGUCUGGUUCCGGAACCGUGACAGUUUGAAAUUGGAACCCUUAUUUCAUGGAAGCUGUGUGAGUCACAGCCAUGGUUGGUGUGGCUAGGACUUCACUGAAUGUCUUCUUAACUUCUCAACCUUUAUGCACAACAUUAGGAAAGAGCCAAAUAGUAUUUGUAUGUAAAUACAAAAAAAUAAAGCUUUAUGAUGCAAAAUGUUUCUUUCAUAAUUUCACUGGACUUUACCAUCAGGCAUUUGAACCAGUAGUACAAUUCCUGCAGCUGCAUGUAACAUUGUAGCAGUCAUAUGAACAAACUGCUGUGCAAGUCUGGCACAAACGAAAAUAUAUACUAGCUUUUUCAGGCCAUGACAUAGAAACCUGUCCACGUCACAAAGUCAGACUUAUAAUUUGUAUAAUGGGAGGGGGGUGUGAGAGGAUGAGACUAAGACACAGGGGGGAGACCAAAGUCCAAAAUAUAAUUUAUUAUAAUUUUAGAGCUUUUUAUUUUUAGAGCCUUGUGAACCAGUGGACAGAUUUAGCAUAUUUAACUGGUGGUUGCUUGUAAAUUGAUAGGGACUUUAUUCUGAAUCAGUAUUGCAUCUUAUUGACACUAACUUGGAUCUUGCUAUUGGGGGUAAGAUAAGACAAUGUGUCAGGGUUUAUUACAAAGCAGUUAAGGAUGUUCCGUGUUUAGGGAAAUUUCCCCAGAAAAUAUCUAUCCACCACAUAACCUACCCUGAAAUGUAUAUAUAUAUAUAUUUAUUUAUUUUUUUGAUAGUCAAGCAGCAAAUCAUGUUACUAACCUCCUCCCCCAUCUCAUUUAGACAGGGUGAAGUUUAAAAUAAAUGAAUAAACUCCCCCUUUUUCCAGCACUGGGAGAGUCUCCACGCUGCAGUUUCGAUCCAACACGUCUACUGAAGAGUUUUGUCCAAUCAGACUAUUCUCACAGAGAAAUAUUCUGAUACAGGGUGCAUGGCGGUCCACCAGUGAUUAUUCUCACAGAGAUACAAUAAAGCCAGUAAGCACUCAUGUCUACUUUAAACAGGUCAAUUCAAGCGAGGCAGGACACCCUCCCAUCUGCCAGGCUGACACACAUGAGGUCAUUGUAAGUUCUGAUUUCUAUUGUAGUUGGCACUUUUCUAAAAUAAUCCUGCAGUUAACCCCUAAAAAGCUGGAGUGCUUUUGGUGACUAGUGUCCCUCUAAGCCAUUUAGCUACAGAAAACCUAAUUCAGUGCAAACCAAAGCACAUUAUUUAAAUGAUCAUGUCUAAACAGACUGUGUUAGAAGACAGAUUAUUGGUUUAGAGUUUACUGCUGUGGAACACAGUUUUAAACUCUAAUACAUACAGUCAGUUUUUUGGGGGUUUUUUCCCUCCAAAAAAGGAGAUUAGAAUAGAAAUAAAUACAGGGGCAUUUAAGCCCUUAAUAAGGGACACUUGGGCAGCACUAAAAUCAAAAACAGCCCACUAACUUCUUCUGCUCUUGUCCCUCCUUUUUACCAUUUUUUUUAUGGCUUCGUGUCUUUCUGUAUUGCUUCAAAUGAACAUUAUUUAUGUCAAGACAAUAAUAAUGCUUUUAUUUGCUGUGAUGUAUUAGAAAUAGUCCCCGUAAAAUGUACCAUGUUGAGAGACGCCUUAUGGUUAGGUUCAACAAUUUGUGAACAUUCUUGUGCCAGAUAAAGUGUUUUCAGGGGAAAUCUUGUAAAUGUAAAUCUGAUAGUAGAAACCUGUCUGACCUGAAUUUGUGUAUUUCCCAAAUGUCAGCACAGUGGGAGGAUUAGUUUUACGUUGCAGCCAAGAGGUGCAGUAAUUUAUUCUCACGUGCACUUUAUAUUUAUACUUAUAUUUUAACCCCUUACAAAGCUGUAUUCCUGGCACUAUCGCUCCCUCUGUCUCUCCUCUCCCUCGCACCCCCCCUCCUUAGUGAAUAAAGGGUUAAAAACCCUUUAUUUACUUACUUUACUGAAACAAUGCUUUCCUAUGGGGAAAAAUCUGACGCUGGAUGUCCUCCUGCAGAGUGUGAGAACAUCCAGCAUCAGAUACCGGACAAAAGGUCUGUUUCAAACCAGGAAGCCCUCUGGUGGCUGUCCGGGAGACAGCCACUAGAGGCUGACUUAGGGCUGCAAUGUAGUUUAAUGCUUAAGAUUGCAGCACUAAGGGCAAUAGGGACACUGUAUCCAGACCACUUCAGUGAGCUGAAGUGGUCUGGGUGCCUAUUGUGUACCUUUUAAUGAUGGCGUGAUGUUUUAUGCUUUCAUGUACAGCAGGGCACUAUCACCCCAUAAUGUGUUAUUAUCUAUAGCUCCAGCAAGACAAUAUAUUUAGUGGCACUAAAAACCUGGGGUUCCCUUCUCUCAGCUGCAGCCAAACUUAAUGGCCCAUGCCGACCUAUUCAAUGUGACAACUAAUAUCCACAUCAUUGAAAUUGGCUUCACUGAAGGUCUUGGUUAAAACGACACUAUAGUAGCCCAUUGAAUUGGUCUGGGUGCAGUGUCCCUGUCCUUUUUAAUCCUUCAAUGUAAAAUCAAAUAUUUUAUUUUUGUAUGUUAUUUUUUAUUUUUUUACAUUUUAAUCUAAAUAUAGUUAUCGUGCCAGAAGGCCCCUGGAUGCACUCUUACCUCAAGGGGUAAAUUAUUCUUGAACAGUAGAAAUUGUAGCUUGCAGAUAAUGACACCAUUGUAUUGGUAGAGCUUUGAACAUGUAUUUCGAAACAAGUUUCAUAGAAAUGGUGAGUGAGUUUUUUUUCUUUUAAACUAGGGAUCGACCCAGGUUUUCCAGAGCUGAUACCGAUACCGAUUAUUGGUUGCCUUUCGGUACAAUUGCCAAGAACUGGUGUUGAUAUUUUGUACAUUUAAAGGAACACCAUCGCUUUAGGAAUACAAACAUGAGGACGUCCAGCGUCAAAUAAGUGCGAUUUACUUAGAGUAAAUCGCGGAAGCGCCUCUAGUGGCUGUCAAAGAGACAGCCACUAGAGGCUACAUUAACCCUGCAGUGUAAACAUAUAUUUUCAGCUACUGGGUUAAAACUAGGGGGACAUAGCACCCAGACCACGUCAUUGAGCUGAAGUGGUCUGGGUGCCUGUGGUGGUGCUUUAAAGUAUUAAACUAACAGCAAUCACACUCCUAUCGCUCUCAGUCAGCCAGCACAGUACAUUACAGUAGAUCAUUCACUGACUUCCUGCCCUGCCUUUAGCUAAACUCCGCACGCGUGGUCUCACAGAAAUGGGAGGUCACGACGUGGCAUUUCAUUGGUUGGUGGCUAAAAUGAUCAGAUGCAGAAGACAGCGUGUGGUGACUUUGAAAGGUGAGUAACUUAUUGGUAAUGUCAGUAAAUUACAAAGACGUAACUGAUUAUUAGUAAAAUGUUGAAUAACAGCUCUAAUAAAUCGGCAGAACCGAUAGUCAAUCCAUCGCUAAUUCAAACUUCUUGGAUGCAGGGUCUUAAUCCAAAAUACUUAGCUCUGCAGCAAAGAUUUUUUUUUGCUAUCACCACCGCAAGGUAGAAUAGGAAUAUGGUCAAUGGCUGUGGGUGUCAAGGAAGGCAAAGUGUGUCCAAGUUUCUAAAAGUAUUUAGGAUCUCAGUGGUCAGAUUCCUGAAACCAUCCUACUUGUAGACUGCUGAUUGCAAAUCCUGUCUCUUAAGGGUAUACCAGACCAUAGGGGCAAAACAUGAUAGCCAGCGGUACAUGCUAUCCUGUGUGUUAGCACAUAUUUUCUCUUGAUAUUUGAGUGUUAGAAAUAUUUGUCUGCUACCACAUGUGCACAGGUGGCACAUCCUUUUUUUUUUUUUGUUUUUUUUUUUAAUUUGACAAUUUUUAGUGAGUCAAAAGCCUUUAAACGGGAUACAGAAGAUAAAAAAGUAAGGGUAUUUAUUGCCAUCCCCAUUGCAGUAGGGAUCAUAGGGUUAGAACAGUACAGCCAGUAGUUACAAAACAAUAUGUACAUUGACAUUAAGAAAGGUUGCGUAUUCCCAUUUGAGUUUGGUGCCCCUGGUAAUUUACAUAAUACUUUUAAAUUAAUGCUUCCUGUCACAUCCGGUGUAUUACCGAUUAGUCAUUCUGGGCAUCUAUCAAUUCGAAGCAUAUCUUUUGCCACUAAAUCUUAGCCUUUAUGGCAUCACCCUUACUAUACUGUUACAAUGGUACAACAUUGUUAACCUUGGAUUCCACCCAUGUAGUCUUGAAUAACUAACUGGCUAAGGCCCUCAGCUGAGUGGUUAUGAUCUGUGACUGCUGCCGUCUAUCCCCCUCUUUUACAGUACACGUGGUGUACCCUUUUUUCGGAGGGGCUAUACCCCAUUCUAAAUUACCCUCUCUGUGAUGCUUAACUUUUUUAUUUUUUAAAGAAAUGAAAGAAAGAUAAAUAUACACUAGUAGAAAAAAGGGUUUAACUAUUUACAAAGUGGGUUUGCACUGGCGGCUUGUACUCUGUAUUUGUAAUGGAUGGUAUAAAACCUAUUCAGAACAGUUGGUGCAUCUUAUGUUUGCCUAUACCAUUCUGAGCUCUGUUGUGUGAUGUGGUUGUUGAUUCGGUUGUUGACCCAUGAAGACUAGAAAUCACACCUCAGCCUGGCCUGUGAGCUGUGACCUCCCUUUCUCCAGCCUCCUCGCUUUCCCCAUGUCUUCGCUCCACUUUCUUACCGUACUUUUUUUUUUAUUUUUUGACCAUUUUACUCCUUUUUCUUUCCCCUUCGGACACCUCCCCCUUUUGUCCAGCUUCUCCAAUCACCUCAUCUGCAGUGUUGGUGACACAAAUCCCCCACUUAUCAUUUGCCUCCUGUAGGUGUUUUUGUGGUCGAAUGUGUCUAUGCGCCAUUGUUUCUUAAUCUAGGUUCAAUGAAAUUUGGUUCAAUAGUGCUGGCGUUGUUGGAAGAGCAGUGGUUUUCCAUGCCUUGGCUAUUAAUAAGUUUGCCGCUAUUAGUAUGUGAAAAAGUAGGAAAGGCCAGGAAGGCAAUCUAGUGCUAUAAAUAGUAGACAUAGUUCGGGAGUGAUUUCAAUGUGUGUGCCUAAUGCAGUGGUCACGAUGUUCGCCACUGUUUGCCAGAAUUUAUUGAUUUCGGUACAUGUCCACCAUAUGUGGUACAUCGUACCCACCUCUUGUGAGCAUCUCCAACAAAUGCUAAAAGUGUUCGGAUAUAUACGUGCUAGUCUGUCUGGCACCAUGUACCAUCUAUAUUGUAUCUUCCUCAUAAGUUCUAGAUGGGAGGUGCAACUCUAUCUACCCAUGUGUGCCACAAAUGCUGUGUUCCAUACUCGUGUAUCUAAUGUUUGGUUUAAGUCAUUCUGCCAUUCAAGUCUAAAUUUGUCCUGUGGCUCUUUCUGCGGGUCAAUUACCCGGUACGUGGAGGAGAAUACUUUUUUCAGGACGGUGGGAAGUGAGAACGAUUUCUCAAAAUAGAACAUGAUAGGUGUAAGUGGUUGUACUAGAUGCUGUAGAUAGGAGAACAACUUUCUGGAUGGCACAUUAAACUUCCGCUGGAGGUCUGGAAACUGAAGUAGAACAGUUUCAUUGCAAAAAGAUGUCCUAAAGUGGAGCAUCCUCCAGUCAGCCAGGGUCUAAAAUCUGCUGGCGCUAUAUAAGUAAUAAUAAUUCUAGGUUAGAGUUAAAUCUUAAAGGGACACUAUAGUCACUAGAACAACUACAGCUUUUUGCAUUUGUUCUGGUGAGUAGAAACAUUCCCUUCAGGCUUUUUGCUGUAAACACUGUCUUUUCAGAGAAAAUGCAGUGUUUACAUUACAGCCUAGCGAUAACUCCACUGGCCACUCCUUAGAUGGCUACUAGAGGUGCUUCCUUAAAGGAACACUAUACUCACCUAAAUUACUUUAGCUAAAUAAAGCAGUUUUAGUGUAUAGACCAUUCCCCUGCAAUUUCACUGCUCAAUUCACUGCCAUUUAGGACUUAAAUCACUUUGUUUCUGUUUAUGCAGCCCUAGCCACACCUCCCCUGGCUAUGAUUGACAGAGCCUGCAUGAAAAAAAAACUGGUUUCACUUUCAAACAGAUGUAAUUUACCUUAAAUAAUUGUAUCUCAAUCUCUAAAUUGAACUUGAAUCACAUACAGGAGGCUCUUGCAGGGUCUAGCAAGCUAUUAACAUAGGAGGGGAUAAGAAAAUCUUAAUUAAACAGAACUUGCAAUAAAGAAAGCCUAAAUAGGGCUCUCUUUACAGGAAGUGUUUAUGGAAGGCUGUACAAGUCACAUGCAGGGAGGUUUGACUAGGGUUCAUAAACAAAGGGAUUUAACUCCUAAAUAGCAGAGAAAUGAGCAGUGAGGCUGCAGGGGCAUGUUCUAUAUACCAAAACUGCUUUAUUAAGCUAAAGUUGUUCAGGUGACUAUAGUGUCCCUUUAAUCAGUCCUGCCUAGUGUGUCUCCACCCUCUGCAUGCAGACCCUGAACUUUCCUCAUAGAGAUGCAUUUAUUCAAUUCAUCUCGAUGAGGAGAUGCUGAUUGGCCAGGGCUGUGUUUGAAUUGUGCUGGCUCUGCCCCUGAUCUGCCUCCUUGACAGUCUCAGCCAAUCCUAUGGGGAAGCAUUGUGAUUGACUGAGACCACCAAUUCUGAUGAUGUCAGCAGACCUCAGACAGUUUCACAAGCAAACAGGAGCAGAGGUAGCAGCUGCAGACUUGAAUACAAGAUUUUACUAUAUUUAGGGAGGAAAGGUUAGAUGGCAGUUUUAACACUACAGUAUAAGGUCAGAAAUAUGUUUGUGCUCCUUUUAAUAUCUCAUUGCAAAUUCAAUAGCAGGACAAUAGUGCAGUGAUUAUGUGAGUAUCUGUCUCGUUGCUUUGAUCCCUGUUCCAAAGUGUAAUGAUAGGGGUCUUUAAAUAAAUAAUUCAAUCAGUAGCCACAGGUUUAGUAAUGUUCAGUAAUGCCUCCACUGGCUGAUGAAUAAGAUUUUAAUAUUUCACAUAGACUUGCAGGCCAAACAUAUAUGCCAAACUUGUAAAACCUUUUAAGAUUUAAAAAGGUAAUUUGUGACCUCUAAAUACAAAAACUGUUACAAUUGUAGAAACACACCUGAUACAUCAUUUUUUGAAGUUUAUUGAAAUACAUUUGUUCUUUAGCUGUACAAUUAUGUGCAGAUCAUUAUAGUUAAAGCUGACUUUUUGUUCUUCUUUAUAAGGCACUAUAAUUGCUCUGGUCCUUAAAGCGGCAUUGUCAUGCCGAACUUACCUUUCUUUAAUCGAUUUCUCUUCUCUCCCUCUCUCAGGACCUGUUCUUAAUAUUUUCCUGUCUGCUCUAGUUUUCUUUAAAACAUAAGACAAAGUAUUUGUCUUAUGGAGGUUUCCUACGCCUGACCAUCUCUGAUCAACGGAGGAGCAAAGUGUGCUUCAUUUCCAGUGGUCAGAGAAAUUUUCCCACAAUUCUUAGCUUUCCUCCCUGUUCCCGCGAUGCUUCCUGUCAGUAUCCCCGAACGUCUUAUCAUUUAGACAGGACGCCAGCAAAACUGCCGAAUUGCAGGGUGCGGAGCCAGCUGCCGAACCGACAGGUCGCAUCUGCAGAGAGCUCCUGGCGAUAUCGGCCUAAAAAGACCAAUAAACCUCGAAAAUAUCACCCCCCCAAAGCAAACCAGCUGCCCACACACGAAGCAGUAAUGGGCAGGAAGACUAAAAAACCCAAGCUCGAUCUGCCCCAGCCGGGCACCAGCAUAGGAGACCUGUGGCGGCGGGCACAUGGCGCACCAGAGCCUGACAUGGCCGCCUACAUAGAUGGCUUAGAAGACUCAGACGAACUGCUCUCUGAACCAGAAGAGCUCUGUUCACCCACAGUGUGGCCAACGGAGAAGCCUACCACGCAGCCUGACACAGCCCCGGUCACGAAAGCUGAAAUGAGGGAGCUGCUGGCGGAGCUCCGCUGAAAUAUUCAGGAGGACGUAGCUGACAUGCGGAGAGACAUAAAGGGCCUUACGGACCGCGUGGAAACCGUGGAGCCAAACUCCCACACGCAUGCCAGGCAAGUGACCUCCCUCCAGCAGGAGAUGAAACUGCUGCAACAGCAGCACUUGAAGGUAGAACGGGCUAUGGCAGCAAUGGAGGACUCACGACGUGCCCAGAACCUUAAGGUCAGAGGCAUCGCAGAAUCAGUUCCAGAAUCUGAACUUCCCCACCUCAUGUGGCGCCUGGUGAGUAAAAUACUGCCACCAAAGCAAGCCAAGGGAGUAGGCCUCGACGGCAUAUUUAGAAUCUCUAAACCACCAACAGCCCCAUCAGCAGCAACCAGGGACUUAAUAGUCAAAUUUCAGAAGCGACAGGACAAAGAAGCAGUAAUGGCCGCCAUUAGAAGCACUACGCCGCUCAUCUUUGAGGACCUAUCUAGGGGGACUAUGGCCUGGCGCUCAACCCUUAGGCCUUUCACCACCCUGCUCCGCGAGCGCGAUAUUAAAUACAGAUGGCGCUCACCCCACAAGCUUCAAGUGCUCCAGGGAGACACCACAUACUUCAUAGCGGACUUGCAAGAGGCGGAGGCCCACCUCUCCACCCUGGGCCUUCCGGCAGACGCCAUACGACGACGUCACACAACCCUCAAGCCACACAACUGGAAUCCGGCUACCUCCGAACCCUUUGUUCCCGGUGGACUCACCUGCGCUGCACAGACUGUAGCCACCACCUGAGCGCUUCCGAAGGGGAUGGCCGAGCCUUGCCGGCCACUUAUACCCUUGCCUUGGUUUUCUUUUUCUCUAAUUUACCGCAUUGUUAGCAUUUAAUUUUGUAUAUAGUUUCUGGUCUAACAGUAUAUUUUAGGGACGCAAUCUGGGGACAUGCCAGCCAUAGAGGCUCCCACUCACUAAGGGCGGCACUGGGGCAGCACAAUGCUAUUAAUCACACCUGGCCCUUGUGGCCACCGGGUCCGCCCAGGGCCGUCUAGACGGCGGAAACACACACACCACCAGGCCACAACGACCCCGGAUCCGGCCAUAAGAGGCCCAACCGGACAUACGCUACGUCCACACACUUAUCCAGCACUAGGGCUACAGGCAUAGGGGUCGCCCCAAGCCAUGCUUCACCACACGCAGCCACCAUCUACACAUAGAGCGGAGGCCCUCGCGGGCUUCCCACAUACCUCACGCCACUCUCUGGCCCUGAGGCUGACACUCGUGCACACUCCCUGAGGGGGCCCCCCCUCCACCUUAACGCUACACCGGGGUACACGAUACUGCCUAGAGACGAAGGAUGAUGUGCUAUUUUCCUAACCCAUUCGGGCCCUUAAAGGCGGACCACUAGAAGUAUAGAGAGGCCCUGCAUAGAAACCAAUGAGAACAGAAAUAGGACCACACCACGUAGACCAAAUCUAACAAUAUAGUGUACUGUAUCUUAUGCCUUGGGCUACUCACACAUAGCUCCAUAUUGAAUAUGUCUUGAGUCAUUAGACUACUGCUCACCCACACCCGAACAUACAUAAAAUUAAUGUCAUAACGUAUCGGAAUGAACACUGACAACCAAACGUCUGUAUAUGUAUAUAUUUGUUGGCUUCUCUUUCACUUCAUUUCAUUGCUAUGUCUAGUUACGCAUGUAUAUAAAACUUAAAAUUGUGUGAAUUUUCACGCCACAAUCACAAUGUUAUGUAUCUCAAAUCGCGCUGUUAUGGCGCCUGUUGAAAAGAUGUACCUACCUGCACAACAAAAAAAAAAAAAUUAAAAAAAAAAAAAAAAAAAAACUGCCGAAUUGCGUCCUAACAGAAUGAGAACAGUUUCUCCAUUCGUGUUAGAACACAAAUCAGGACUUUGUUCGGAUCGGAAUUUCAUUCUAAUGAAUGAAACACCGAUCCUAUUCGUGCCGCGGCUGCAUCUUGGUCUUUCAGCCACAUUUACUAAUAGGAGUGUGGGCGGGGGGAGGACAAUAGGUCCCUCCCCCUCAUUUUCCUUUAUGGCCCCCACCCACCGCUCAGGGGUGGGUUCUGGGGGGGACGACGACAAUAGGUUCCCCCCUUCUCAUUAUCCUUUAGGGCCCCCACACACUGCUCAUGGGUGGAGGCUGGGGGGAGGAAAAUAUGUCCACCCCCCCUCAUUAUCCUUUAACGCCCCCACCUGCCAUUCAGGCUCUCUCACUUCUAAAAUAUUUCAUACAUCUAAAAUCUGUAUUAAAAACACAUAUUGUGCCAAAAUUUAUCAUGUGCAUUGUUGCAAAGUCCGAGGCUGACAAGUCCUGACAUGUCUAUUUACAGCAAACAACACUUCUGCGCAAAUUGUCAUACUUAAGGGUGUUUUUGUGAUACACCAUCACUUUUUAUUUUAUAUCAGAUGCGCCAAGUUGGUUAAAAAGUCCUAACCUCAAGUAGUCACAUACGAUCACCAGGGACUUCUUCCGCUACCUCCAGAUACAAGACUUUGCUAGCUCCAAGGAAGUCAAGGAGACAGCCACCCUCCCUCUCACCUGGUUAGAGAAUAUUUGUUACCAGGAAAAACACCCUAAGGGACUUAUCUCACUAUUAUACUCACCUUAGCGGGGAGACCAAAGAAUGGGGGUAGCUCUGAUACACGGACCAGUGGGAGGCAGACCUGGGGGAGACACUAGAGGGCUCCGACUGGCAGGACAUUUGGGAAGCUACAGCCCGAUCAUCUAUUUGUGUUACCCUCCAGGAGCAGUCAUUUAAAACGCUUUUCAGGUGGUACACCCCCCCAAUAAAACAAUUCCGUAUGAAGAUCACUUCCACAGAUCUAUGCUGGCACGGUUGCGGGGAACAAGGCACCUAUAUGCCCAUGUGGUGGACGUGCCCUUCAUUACAGGCCUAUUGGUCUCAAAUCACCACCCUAAGCUCGAACAUAAUGCAGAGACCAUUAGUUAGACCCAUGGGCCUGCCUUCUCUCCAGGCCAACAGAAGGCCUUACACGCCCAGAGCAACAACUAUUAAACAUGGUAUACUUGGCGGCCCGCAGGGCACUGGCACAAACAUGGCUAUGCAUGGAAAUACCCCCCAUAGCAUUGGUAAUAGCAAAAAUAAAAGACAUUUACCUUAUGGACAGGUUAACCUCCCUGGUCAGACACACCACUAAAAAUUUGGCAGAGUAUGGGAGUUGUGGGAGCAGUACCAGGAGAAUAUGGAGGUUGGACACGGGAACUGAACACACACUCGGGGCUCACGAUAAAAGGGCACACGACAAACCUCAUCCGGGUCGCGGAAACAGAUUCACCAAUUCACUAUAUUAUUGGUUUUAUGUUUAAUUUUCCAAAUGGUUUUUGUUAUGGUACUGUCAGUUAUCAAUUAAAUAUAAACACACUAAUCGAAGUGACACAUAACUCUACAGCAAGUACUAAGAGACAAACUAGGAUACGCUUUCACAGACGACGCCCAGACCACUGAAAAGAUCAGAGAUGUCAGUUUGCAUACAGCUUAUACUAACGUAUCAUUCUUCCUUUCUGUAUAACUAAAUUGGCUAAAACAAAGUACUGUGACUUCUGUGUAAGCCUAUAUAUAUAUAUUGUUACAAAUAUGCACUUCUUUGUGUGAAAAAUAAAGAAUAAAAAAAAAAAAGUCCUAACCUGAUUAUCAAUCAAAGAAAAAAAUAAAUAAAAAAUAAAUGUAUAGGUAAACAUUUUAUAGCAAAACAACAUAGUUACUUAAGAUUUACUGGCACCACUCCCAGUAUUCAAGCAUUAUAAUAAAUCUCGAUCCUUCAAAAAUAUUAUCUUUAUUUGCCUAUAUUAUUACUCCCAAUAUCUGAUUUCACUCUCUUGAUCUUUGUUCUAAGGUAGGGCUUUCACUUUUACAUGUAAUUUUUAAAGGUACAUCACUCCAUAAAUGUGAACCUAUAACUGUGUUUGGGUUUUAUCUUUUUUAUUUCUUCCUGUGUAUUUCUCCAGCAAUUUUAAUAUUAUUUAUUUACAAGACUGGUAACAGAACACUGCAUUAUGAGAUGUUACACCAGUUUUAUUGUAAGUAUUUCACAAUUUUCAAAUCAAGUAUACAAACUUUUCUACAUUAAAAUAAAAAUAUUGAUAAUUUUUCACGCAUGCAGGCACGUAAGUAUGUUGGACUUUAUGAGCAAUAAGUACUGCACAAUCAUUUAUAGAAGUUACUGUUGUGCAUUCUGUCACUUUAACAGUCAGAAUUACAAUAAAUAAAUGGGAGUCUAAAAAUAAAAAAUGAAUAAUAAAAAUUAUCACUUCAGCAGCUAGAAAAUAUAUUCACAAAACACUGAAUUGUGUAGAAUUGAAAAGAGAAUUGAAAAGAGGAUUGCAAAAGAGUUGAAAAGAGAAUUGAAAAGAGGAUUGCAAAAGAGAUGAGCUGAAAAAAAUAAACAUUAAUCUGAACUCUUUUCUAAAACUUGCAGGCCACCUGUCAGUUCUCCACAAUUCAAUGACUAAUCCCCAGUGGCUGACAUUAGGGUAGGUGAUUGCAGUUAGAAUAUUUAGUUUAACUAUCCUAUCAGACAUGUGGUUAAAGGGACACUCCAUGCAUCUGAAGCACAUUAAAGGGACACUAUAGUCACCAGAACAACUACAGCUUGUUGAAUUUGUUCUGGUGAGUAGAAUCAUUACCUUCAGGCUUUUUGCUGUAAACACUGUCUUUUCAGAGAAUAUUGGUAUAUUUAAAUUGUGUCAGGGUCAUAACCAAUACUUAGAGGCUCAAAGGGUGAGAUGAUAUUGAGGAAAACAUACUUUUAAGACUACACAAAAAUAAAUUAUAAACACUUAAAUAACUGAGGACUGUCCUCCAGCCGGGAUGAAGGGAACUACCCUAAAUACGUCCCAAUUUCUGUUAGAUGAUAGUGUUGCUGGGGCUUGCACGGGUUACUCCAGGCCAAGUGUUUGAAAGACAUUAGGUGCUUCCUCUGGAGCAGAGAUCAACAGCUUCCCAUCUUUGAGGACCAUCAGUGACCGUGGAGCAGACUAUCGAUACAAGAUUCCCGCUGCGUGGAGUCUCUAAGUUAUAGGUUGUAUAGAAUUUCUGCAAAGUAGUGAGGAGCGAUAUAGAUCUUGUGAAAAUGUAAGAUGGUGGGAUUCGAACUCGUAUGGUGUUUCUCUUAAAAAGCAUUCACUAACCUCGGUUUAUCCAUGUUAGACUGAUAUCCGAGAAUGUCUCUAGAGGCAACAUUAGGUGCUUGAUGGGAUUUAGCAAUAUGAUAAGUCCCAUCAAAAAUAAUUUGUUUAGCUUAUUUUGCAGGAAUUGUGGAGGCCUCUAGAUGGCAAAUAAAAUGGGGAAGUUCAUUCAGAGAUAUAGAGUCAGACACCUCUGAUUUUAAUACUCUGUCUCCUACCUCAAAAAAAGAAGAAGAAAAUGAAUGAAUGGAAUAAAAAUGCUAAAUCUUUCAUUGAAGUGUUUCCUUAAAUCCUUCAGUGUUAUUUAUCUACAUUGGACAUGAUGGGAAAUAGGGUUUUGUCUCUUUUCAACUAUGUGGAUCAAUAGUCUCACACCACUGGCGUAGGUGUGAAAACAGCAUGCACAUCUUACUAGGCAGUCUAGUCAGAUACUGUCUGAUGUUUGACUGAACAUUCUUGUAGUUGAGCUGCUGGUUGGUUUCCUCUAAUGUUGAGUAGCUAAGUGGCAUUACGAGGGUAGGGAAUUUCAGACAGGACUCACACCUCUAUUGUGUAGGAGCAGGACCAAGACAGAACAUCAAUUUCCAGCUCCCUAUCAAUACACUGUGUAUCAGAUGCUGCGUGGAGAGUCCAGUCAGAAACUCUAUCUUCCUUAGGGCAACACUUGACCACACUAUAUUAGGGGUUCUUUUCAGGAGUGUCUGUUAUAAGGAGAGAGUGAGUGUGUGUUUCUUAGAGUCCAGAUGUACGUGUGUGUGCUUGCAUCUGGGAAUAUGGAUCUGUGUGGGGAGAGGAGUAUGGAUUAGUGACUCCAAUGUGAAAAGACCAGUCGGCUAGUGGCCACAUGUUGUUGUUGUUGUUGUUGUUUUGUGCUUUCAUUAAAAAAGCUCCAUAAUAUUUAUUUUCUAUAUCAUGUCUCUCUCUUGUAGAAGAGUCAAGUCUAAUAACCAGCCUAAUUUUAUCUAUACCUUUUAUAUAUCUUUCCCUUUUUGUUUUUUCCAAUUUGACGAUUUUUAUUUUCACAUUUAGGUGGGGUUAGGGUUACAGAAAGGAAGAAGGGGAGGGUUGCAUAAUGUAUCACAGUGAGAACAUAUUUUGGCAUAUUAUAACAUUGUAAUGUAACAUGUCGUGGUUUAGUAGUUUGUAAUCUUUCCACUGUGUUUCCUGUUGUUCUAUUGCUCGCAUGGGCUGUCGGCCCACUACGGUGAGUAAGCGUUGGUUGGAAUCCCAUUCAUAGACCUUUUUAUCUGGGGACAUAUUUGCAUUAAAACUGACACAUUAUUACUCUGUCGUCCACCACAACCUUACGUCUCAUUUGUCUCAUUGUGGGAUGGAUCUGACGUGUCUUAUGGGCUACUGCGGGUGGGGGGAGGGAAAGAAGGGGGGAGGAGGAAGGGAAGGUGGGUGGGUUACAACAUAUGUACAAGUGGGUUCUUAUGUUCAGUAGUGGAGGCAUCUGAAAGUCAUCAUCAGACUUAGACUUACUUACUCGGAAUGGUGGUGUGGUGGUGGGGGGGGUUACCACCUCAGGUGGUGUCUGUCAGCUGGUAGGGUAUACUUGUGAUGCGGGGUUGGCCCAUUCCUGGUUUCUUUGUGGGCUGGGCCUUCUUAACACGCUAAAGUGUUAUGUAUCACAGUGUCAUGCUUGUCCCUAUUUUGUUCGUAUGGGACUUUCUGGCGUUCUACUUGUGAUAUGGUUUGCUAUCUCGCCUCUGUUUGAUCUUCCUCUCACACCUCCCCGGUGUCUUGUUUUCCCGUUGUUUGCCAGUAUGCUCCCCACAAUCGCCCAGCUUCCAGUGUUGCUCCCGGUUUCCUAAUGUGUCAGGCAGCCAUCAGUUCAUACUCCCAGUUGGUUUGUAUUUGUUGCCUCAGCAUAUGGCUUGUGGGGGUGGUUGUCGUCUUCCAUGCCCUAGCUAUUAGGGUGCCCGCUGCUAUCAGAGUUUGGAAUAGGAGUUUAGCAUGGACCUUAGAUCGAUGUUCGGGCCAUAUGUACGAGAGACAUACUUCGGGGGUUAAUUCUAUUGGUAUUGGUAUGAGGUGGGCGAGAAUUUACUGUCAGAUUAUAGAACUCUUUCUGCCAAUUUAGUAAUUGGAUUUGCUUUUGAUGUACGAGGCACGUUUUAUGAGGAUCCUCGUGUGACCGCUUUAUGUGCCUGCCAAACCAUGUGGUGUGACAAUGAGGGGUUGGCAUUUUCCUCAAAAUAUUGGUGUAGGGAGGCAGUCAGGUCGUCUGUAAAUGUCUGGUCGGUCAAAAGUGAAUCGUUGAGCCUCCAAGGGCUCCUAUGUUUGAAGUCGUAAGAGUCUUUGAGGGUCAGCUCUACCGGUGCAUGGUCUGACCACACAAUUUGACCCACCCUGCAGUCGACUGCCUGUCCCAGUGUUGCGCCUUCCAUCAGGGACCCAUCGAUUCUUGAGUAGGUGUUAGGGACUGUUGAGUGGUGUGUAUAUCCUUUUUGUCAGGGUGUGCGACCCUCCACACAUCAUAAUAAUGGUGUAAUGUUAAAAGCUUCCCCAGGGUUGCGCAUUGACGCCUAAGUGGUUUGUAUCUGGGACUCCUAUGAGAGAGUGUGGUGUCCAUUGCGGGGUUUAGGACAUUGCGUAUUAUCAAGGGUUAGAAGUUUCUUUGAUUUGUGUUAGGUGUGUAUAUAUUCGCUAUUGUGUAGAGGGCGUUGUUUAUCCGUCCCACGAGUAUGACAUAUCUCCCUUCCCUGUCUACGUCCUCCAAGAUUGGUUCGAAGGCUACCUGCCGGCUUAUGAGGGUAGAGACCCCUUUAGAUUUGGUUUGUGAUGUAGAGUGAUAUUGAUGGGGGAAAUGUUCUGAUUGAAUACAUGUGUGUGUUGUCCCUCGAAAGUGGGUCUCCUGCAGGCAUAUUAUAUCGGUAUCGCUGUGUCGUAUGUCCCUCCCCAAGCGAUGCCUCUGCACCGGAAGAUUCAGCCCUCUCACGUUAUGACUAUAGAUCUUUAUGGUGACAUGUGUGGGAAGUAUCUAUUUGUCACCAGGUGACAUUUAAUUUUUUGGAGGUGCUGCCCGUCCCAUCUCAGUUGAGCUGGGCAUUUCCCUCCCUGUGUAUCCCACCAAGACAAAGCUAUGCCAUCUGGGCGUCCCACCCCAGAGUCCAGCUCCAGUUCGGGGGUCCCGUCUGGCCUAGCAAAACAGAAAAUGACAGUUGUGUGUAAGCGAUCCACUAUGCCUUUGUGUGUGUGUGGGGGGGGGUUGGGUAGGGGUGUGCAACAACAUAAAUACAAAACACAUAUUAAAAUGUAAACCAGUAAACAAACAAACUCUUAAGUACUAUCUUGUAAGACAAGAGUAUGGCUUGGUGCCUAUAGGAGGUGCCCUGGGGGUCGGAGCUAAGAGCUUCGAUCCUGGAUAUUAUAGCUCCCGCGAGGUCGGCCCUCGCUAACAUGGUGGGUGAUCACGAUGACCCUAAAUUAUUUAUCCUGCAGUCCGUAUUUGCUUGGCCCCACUUACAAUUAGGGGCCCCUGUAAAGGCCCCCUGAGUUACCCUGCUAAAUUAUGUAUGUGCCGGUCAGGCCAGCUGCGCCCAUAGUGGGUGCGGAAGGCGGGCACCUAAGUGGCCAGUGGAUGUGGCUGCAUUACCCGAGGAGAAGGCAACUCUAAUUGCCUCUAGUAUUGCUGUUAAGUUAUGUAGUAGAGAGGUCAGGGCCGGACUGGGGAAAAAAUUAGGCCCGGGCAUUUUUCAAUCAGAGCGGCCCCCUAAGAAGGGGGCGGGGCCAGAAAGUGUGUGUUUUGUCAUCACUAAUGACAACAUGCCCCCUCUCAAAGUGAGCAUGUUGGUUCAAUGCGCAGAGCCCUGCUAAAGAGCUCUGGCACUAGAAAAAGGCCCUGAAUUUAUUCUGCGCAGCGCAAGCAAAUUUAAUAACAUGCUUGCGCUGUGUUUGCUUUUAAAUUGUCUCUGGUGUCUCCACAAGUGGGAUACCAGAGGACAAAAGGGCCAGGAAAGUGCAUGGUGCAUAUGUUUGGAGCCUGCUUGUGGGAUUGCGUGUGUGUAUUGUGGUAUUGUAUAAAUAGGUCAAUUUAAUUUGUGUUUGUGGUGUAAUAUGUGUGGCUAGGGGCUGUAGAGAGUGUGGGAUGCAGCGAGAGAGUGCAUACGGGCUGAAGUGUAUGUGUAUAGGUGACGUAGUGUGUGUAGGGGUUACAGAGAGGGUGUGUUUAGGGAAUGUUGUAUGUGUUUGCUGACAAGGAAUGUAGUGUGUGUGUGUGUAGGAGAUCUACUGUGUAAAGGACCCAGUGUGUGUGUGUGUGUGUGUGUAGAGGAUUAAGAGUGCAUAUAGGGUAAGGGAUCUAGUGUUAUCUGGAGCGUAAUGUGUGUAGUGGUGCAGUGUGAGGGGUGCUGUAGUGUGUGUGUGUGUGUAUAUAUAUAUAUAUAUAUAUAUAUAUAUAUAUAUAUAUAUUUGGACUUAUUGUAUGUGUGAGGGGCGCAGUGUGUGUAUGUAAGAGGGGUGCUGUGUGUGAGGGUGUUUUUAUCUGCUGUCACAUUCUAGGUUUCUAAUUUUCUUUGUCUGUUAACUCACUGAGGGUUAUAUAUAUAUAUAUAUAUGUGUGUGCUGUAUAUGUGUGGGAGUGUGCUGUGUGUGUGAGUGAGGGUGCAGUGUGUGUCUGGGGGUGCAGUGUGAGUGAGGGUGCUGUGUGUGUCUGGGGGUGCAGUGUGUGUCUGGGGGUGCAGUGUGAGUUUGGGUGCUGUGUCUGGGGGUGCUGUGUGUGUCUGGGGGUGCUGUGUGUGUGUCGGGGUGCGCUGUGUGUGUUUGGGGGUGCUGUGUGUGUCUGGGUGCGCUGUGUGUCUCUGGGGGCGCUGUGUGUCUCUGGGGGCGCUGUGUGUGUGUGAGUGUGAAUGUAUUUUUUAUUUAAAUUUAAAUAUUUAUUUUAUUAAUUAAAAAAAAUAUAUAUAUAUAUAUCCCCCCCCCAGGGGUGCUGUGUGUGUCUGUCUGGGUGCUGUGUGUGUCUGUCUGGGUGCUGUGUGUGUCUGGGUGCACUGUGUGUGUCUGGGGGUGCUGUGUGUGUCUGGGUGGGCUGUGUGUGUCUGGGUAGGCUGUGUGUGUCUGGGGGUGCUGUGUGUGUCUGGGGGUGCUGUGUGUGUCUGGGUACUGUGUGUGUCUGGGGGUGCUGUGUGUGUCUGGGUGCUGUGCGUGUGUCUGGGUGCUGUGUGUGUCUGGGUGCGCUGUGUGUGUCUGGGUGCGCUGUGUGUGUCUGGGUGCUGUGUGUGUCUGGGGGGUGCUGUGUCUGGGUGUUGUGUGUGUCUGGGUGCUGUGUGUGUCUGUGUGUCUGGGUGUGUGUGUGUCUGGGUGCUGUGUAUGGGUGCUGUGUGUGUCUGGGUGCUGUGUCUGGGUGCUGUGUGUGUCUGGGUGCUGUGUAUGGGUGCUGUGUGUGUGUCUGGGGGUGCUGUGGGGGUGCUGUGUGUCUGGGUGCUGUGUGUGUCUGGGGGGUGCUGUGUGGGGUGCUGUGUGUGUCUGCUGUGUGUGUCUGGGGUGCUGUGUGUGUGUCUGGGGGUGCUGCUGUGUGUGUCUGGGGGGUGCUGUGUGUGUCUGGGUGGUGCUGUGUGUGUCUGGGGGUGCUGUGUGUGUCUGUGUCUGGGUGCUGUGUGUGUCUGGGUGCUGUGUAUAGGGGUGCUGUGUGUGUCUGGGGGUGCUGUGUGUGUGAGAGUGUGAAUGUAUUUUUUAUUUAAAUUUAAAUAUUUAUUUUAUUAAUAAAAAAUAUAUAUAUCCCCCCCCCCCUCCCUUCUUACCUUUAUCCUGGGAGGGGGGGGAAGAGAUCCGUUUUGCCGGGGGAGCCAUGCUGCCUUCCCUGGUGGUCCAGUGGUGAGAGUGAACUCUAACCUGCAGGUUAGAGUUCACUCUCGCGAGAUCUGAGCGUUGCCGCGGCAACGCUCAGAAUCCCGCGAGAGGACCCGGCGGAGCUGCUGGUUAGAGCUCCGCCGGUCCUCUCUCCUCCCUGCCUCCCUCCCUCUCCCAGCCGGCGGCCGCAUCUCCCUGUCUGUGGGCCGGUGAGGGAGAUCUUUGAUCUCCCCACCGGCCCAUGGAUUCACAUAGCAGGGCCGGCGCUCGGGUAGCGCUGACCCUGCAGGGGCCGGCCGGGGAGAUCCCCUGCCGGCCUCGGCCCCACGGCCAUCGCGGCCCACCGGGCAUUUGCCCGGUAUGCCCGAUGGCCAGUCCGGGCCUGAGAGAGGUAAUGGCAUGUAUUUAGUACACAGAAAUAAUACAUUGUAUGAUACUUGCGCACUCAGGAAAAGUCUAAGGAUGUGGCUUUGCUUGCAGCCUGUCCAUGGUCUGCCCGCUAUUUGCGGGCUUUCUUCCAGACUUGUGGUAAGCGUCCUGCUGGCUUAGUCUCUGGUUGUUGUGCCAUUCUUUCAGCUUCAGUAGUCCAUCCUCAGGUGUGCAGAUGGCGUUAAGGGUCUUGUUGCGUUGUCUCAACAAUUUGGUCGGGUAUCCCCACCGGUAUGCUAUGUUACUGUUCCUGAGCAGGUCGGUGAUAACGCUGAAGGUUUUCCUCUUCCGUAGUGUCAUUGCUGAAAUAUCUGCAAAGAUUUUGAUAUUAUGGUACGUGGCUGGUAAUUCUUUCUGUGUGCGGCUGGUUUUCAUGAUCGCCUCUUUGGCGUGAUAAUAGUGCCUCUUAAGGACGAUAUCCCUGGGUGUGUCAGCAGGUAAGUAUUGUGGCUUUGCCACCCUGCGGAUUCUGUCCAUUAACAGGACAUCCUGGGGCGAGUAUGAGGCCUGUAGGGUCUGGUGUUCCCGCCUGUUCACCGUCCGUGUCGGUGCCAUCUUUGGAGUCCACCAACAGAGGCUUUGUCUGACCUUGUUUGGCUCCAAAGAAGUGGAGCUUUGUCCUGCUUUUCGGUCGCCCGCUUGCCUUUGGCGUGGGACAUGGCUGGUAAGUGCUUAGUGCUGGUUUUCCCUGAGUUUCGGGUCGUAAAUGCUGUAUGAGGGCCUAAUGUGCGCGGAGCUAGUCUAACAUGCUACCGCUCGUGUUCCGUUCCAGGCCACGCCCCAUCUUUCCCUUUUUUUGUUAAUUUAAAUGACAUGGUUUCACUGGCACUGAAAAAAAUGGUUGAUGUUAAAGCUUAAUUGGGACAAUGUUAAAUCAUCUCUUCUGACAGUUACAAUGAAAAACAUUUUAUUUCUUCACUAUUUUGGUGAAAUAAUAGGUUGCAAUUUGACAUUGCAUAUCUAGAUUAUCUUUCAAAAUUCAUAAAUCUGCCUAAACAACUAUGCAGAGCUUUCUUAUAACCUAUAUAUGAAGGACAAGUGCAAAAUGGUAUUCUAAUGGUGUUCACUCUCUGUGUUGUUCAGGUCAUUGCCAUUGUCAUGGACCUGUUUACAGACCGCGAGGUAUUCAAAGAUGUUCUGAUUGCGGCGGAGAAGCGCAUUGUUCCCGUAUACAUUAUUCUAGGAGAAGAGGGAGUGAAGCAUUUUUUGGAGAUGUGUGAACUGAUGGAUCUCUCCAGCUUUCAACUUCGGGUAAAGUGGAUUUUAUGUUUUUUUUUAUUUUUAGGGUUUUUUUGUAUGUUUUUUUUUUUUUCUAGUCAUCUGUGUUUAAACAAUUAAACAAAAAAACAUUACCUCUGCCUUAUUCAUUGAACAAAAUACGCAGAGGAAUAGAAACAGUGCAAUGUGUGCCCUGGCUGUGUGCAGGACUGAACUAGAUUGUAGUAUUAUAUGCUACAGUGUUAAUAUACAUGUAAUGCAAAAAUUUGUAAAAAAGAUCAACAUAAGUUCUAGACGAUUUCCAGUAUGGUGUAAUUUCCAGAGAAGCCUCAGUUUCCAUAUACAUUUUUGUUCCUUAUAAAAGUAUUAAAAAAAAAACCAUACAAACAAACAAAGAAAAACCUCUUCUGCCGAACACUGUAAGCUUAGGGGUGACUGUUUUUGUUUUUUUUUUCCUGUGUUUUGUAGAACAUUCGAGUCAGAUACGUAACAGGGGUGGGGUUUUACUUACCCUAUGGUAAAAUCAAAGGCUCCCUCUCACACAAGUAUGUUAUGGUGGAUGGUGAUAAGGUGGCAUUUGGUUCAUUCAGGUAAGCACAUUAUUUGUAUUCUCCUCGACACCCCCUUUCUUCUAGUCUAUCUAAUAUUUUAGAUUUCAUUAUCUUUUCACAUUUUGGAGUGAUUGAGUGUUUUUCAUAUGAUGGUGCUUCUACUCAAAAGUUAAAAGUAAAAAAAUAAAAUAAAAAUAUUUUAGCAAACCACAUAUUUUUUUCAAAAUGUGCAUUUAUAAGGGAUUGGAUAGAGCUCUCUGUCUUGCUUGUUCUUAGUAUGGAUAUAUGUAAUUCUGCACGCAAACUAUCAUGUGAACCUUUAUACAUAGAACCUGUCUGGAACUUAAUGAACUCCAUGAUAUGAACAUAUAUUGGAAUUACUAAAAAAAAAUUCUAAAUUUUCCUAUCUCACAAGAAAGAAAGCUCAUAGGAUGUAUGAGGGAUAAAUGAGCUUCCUACACAAUGUAAACUAUCCAUUCUUUAACCUAGUAGCUUUUUUUCUAUUUCUAUUACUGUCCCUUUUAUUAGUAUGGUUUUUUUUCAAAAGGGACGUUCUACAGAAAUUCAUGUAAAACAUGGUUUUAUAUAAAUAUUGUUCAUAUAGCAUCUUAGUGUAAGAAAAAAUAAAUUAUAAGUUCCAGAUGAACCACAUGCAAUCGAACAUUUUCAGUAAUAAAAAUAAAGACGGUUUUCCUUUUAAUGAUGUGAGAUUAAUUGUUUCAAUUACAAACAUCUGUUUUAUAUAUCAAACUGACUGUAUUUGUACGUUGAGGCAAGGCCGGAUUUCCCAUUAGGCAGAGUAGUCACCUGAUCACUAUUGCUUUUAGCACUUCUAAUGUGGCUUUUUGAGCUUAAAUAGUUAGGAGAGUGAAGUACCAGGAGCCUUGGCUAAUGUCUUCUGUAGUCCAGUCAGCCUUAAUAGCAGUCCUGCAGGCAGGGCCGCCAUCAGGGGGUGCAACUGCCGCCGGUGCAGUUGCACCAGAGCCUGCAUGCUGAUGGGACCCAUCGGGUGGCCCACGCACUUAUGGCCACCAGAUGGUCCCUAUAUCUUCAGGGGCCCGGUCAGCACUGUGACCGCGUAAUAUCGCGACCGGGCCCCUUUAAAAAAAAAAAAAAAAAACGCAGCAAGUGCUGCUGGAAGGAAGUGGUCACUUCCUCCCAGCUCACUUCGCACGGGAGGAGUGCGCGCCAGUGAAGAGGGAGCCGUGCCGACUCCCAUCAGUCCCAGCCACCCUCCUGCAAAAAAAGGUAAGAAACAGGAGGGUGGCUGAAAAAUGAGCUGUGUGUGUGUAUGUUAGUAUGUAUGUCUGUCAGUAUGUCUGUAUAUAUGUAUGUAUGCCAGUAUGAAUGUGUGUGUGUGUGUGUGUGUGUGUGUAUAUAUAUAUAUAUAUAUAUAUAUAUAUAUAUAUAUUUCUGUAUGUCAUUAUGAAUGUAUGUCUGUGUGUAUGUAUGUCGGUGUCUGUAUUUAUGUGUGUAUGUAUGUAUGUGUCUGUAUGUCCUCAUGCGUGUGUGUCUGUAUGUAUGUUAGUAUGUGUCUGUCACUAUGUAUGCCUGUGUGUCUGUGUAUGUGUGUGUCAGUAUGUAUGCCUAUAUGUGUGUAUGUCUGUUUCAGUAUGUAUGUAUCUGUGUCCUUUUGUAUCAGUGUGUGUGUUUGUGUCUGUGUGUGUAUUCCUGUGGGCGGGAUUUGGAGGCGGACCCUGUAGGCGGGAUUGGACGCGGGCUGAGUUAGGGGCCCCAACAUUUUUGGUGGUGGCCCUGCCUGCAGGAAUAGUUAUAGAGGUUGUAAACCUCAGUACUGUCCAAGCUCCUCCGGUGUCUAUGUGAGAGGUUGCACAGGAAGUGGAAAGGAUCACUUCCUAUCUCCCCACUUACAGCCUCUCACACAGGAAAUGCCUUGCAGGGGAAGCUCUAAAUGAUGCACACUGUAUAACCGCUCCUGCAAUCUAAUAUCAUUCUGGCUGGUCUACAGAAAACAUAGGAGGCUGACUACUUUACAAAUAACCCUUCAAACUCCCGCGCUCAAAGAUUAAACCUGAAAAUAAACCUUUUAGUUUAAUUCCUCUUAAAAACUAAACCUAAUGUACCCAAAUACUAAUUUUAACCCAACUUUAACCAUAGUAAUCCUAAACUGCCCUUAUACUGCAACACAUCUUAUGUUGUUAAUCUUCUUAACAUUAAACAUCCUAUGUACCCCAACCGUAACUCUUACCUUAAACUAAAUAAUUCUAAACAAGGGCAAGGGGUCCACGUCUGGAUUACUCUUUAAACUUAUGGAGAGCAAAAAACGGUUCGCAAGAGUAUUCUGAGAAUGGAGAGCUGCUGAAAUAGCCGGCCCUUCGGUGGGUCCCUGCUCAGAACUCAAGCUGGUUUUAGCUCAUCUUGUGCCAUUACAGAGAGAACAUAUCUGAAGCAUAUCAGACUGGUCCCACCCAUACGGGCAGCCCAGACCGAAAUGCCAGCAAGUUCUCUCUGCACGAGAGAUACAGCAACCCCAGACGAUCGUUUCAGCCUUGUUAGGCAUCAUCAAUCAGUGAGGCAUAGCUGAUAUCUCUCUAGGCACUGUGAGCAAGGGGUCCACUGCUGGAUUACCCUUUAAAUUUAUGGAGAGCAAGAAACGGGUCGCAAGAGUAGUCUGAGUAUACGCCUCGUGACAUUGGGAUAGGACAGGGCUAGACAUAUUUGCUUGGAAUCAGCUAAAAAAGUUAGUAGCCAGUUUUUUGGUUUUUUUUUUUUAAGACGAACAAAGCUAUUAUUUUUAACAAAAAUACAAUACUUAACCCCUUAAGGACCAAACUUCUGGAAUAAAAGGGAAUCAUGACAUGUCACACAUGUCAUGUGUCCUUAAGGGGUUAAAGGGAUGCUAUAGUUGCCAGAACCAUUACAGUUUAAUUUAGUAGUUCUAGUGCCUAAAUCCUGUCCCUACAGGAAUUUUAAUGUAAACACUGCCUUUUCAGAGACGAUGCAGUGUUUACACUGUUUCUGGUGGCAGACAGUCAGACGCUCUACAUGGAGAUGCAGAACGCUCCCUAUAAAGAUGAAUUGAUUCAAUGCAUCUCUAUGAGGGAUUAUGAUUGGUGCAGCGUGGCAUUUUGUGGCACAUACACAGUAGCCUCCCAAUGCUUUCCUAUGUGAAAGCAUUGACUUAGCUGAGUUCAUUAAAGGACCAUUAUAGGCAUCCAGAUCACUUCAGCUCAAUUAAGUGGUUUGGGUGCCAGGUCAACCUAGUUUUAACCCUGCAGCUGAAAACAGCAGUUUCAGAGAAACUGCUAUGUUUACACAGCAGGGUUAAUCCAGCCGCUAGUGACGGUCUCCCUGACAGCCACUAAAGGCCGCUUCCAUUAUUCUUACUGAGUAAAUCGUACUUAUGUGACACUGGACGUCCUCACAGAGUCCAGUGUCAAAAAAGAUCCCCAUAGCAUAAGUAAUGCUUUCCUAUGGGCGGGUUUGAAGGUGGGCGCGCCUCUGGCCGAACAUGCGCAUUAGUCUCCACUUGGAAGCUGACGUCGAUGGAGGAGGAGAGGUCACCAGUGCUGAGGGAGCCCGGCGCUGGAUUAAGGUAAGCAAAUAAAUGGUUACCGUAUAUACUCGAGUAUAAGUCGAGUUUUUCAGCACAUUUUUUGUGCUGAAAAACCCCCACUCGACUUAUACUCGAGUUAAUGUCUGUAUUAUGGCAACAUACAUUGCCAUAAUACAGACAAGGACCGCCGGGCUCAUUACAAGCCCGGCGGUCCUGUUGGGGGCUGACAGUGAGCAGUUACUUACCUUUCCUGCAGCUCCUGUCAGCUCCCUUCUCCUCCGUGCAGCUCUUCUGACAGCUCCCACUGUAAGUCUCGCGAGAGCCGCGGGGUCAACGCGGUUCUCGCGAGACUUACAGUGGGAGCUGACAGAGGAGCUGCACGGAAGAGAAGGGAGCUGACAGGAGCCACAGGAAAGGUAAGUAACUGCUCACUGUCAGCCCCCCCUCCUACACAGCCCAUCCACUGGACCACCAGGGAGUGAGAGCCCCCCUCCCUGGCAAGCUAACAAGCAGGGAGGGGGAACGAAAAUUAAAUUAAAAAUAAAUUUAAAAAAAAUACAAUAAAAACUAUUAAAAUAAAAAACUUAAAAUAUUCAAAUAAAAUAAAAGAAACUUAAAUAUUCAAAUAAAAUAAAAGAAAAAAACUUAAAAUAAAAUAAAAAAACUUAAAUAUUCAAAUAAAAUAAAAGAAAAAAACUUAAAAUAUUUAAAAUAAAAAUGUUAUAAUAAAAAUGCCCUCCUUCCACCCAGUUCACACACACACACACACACACACACACACACUGCAUUCUACACACACACUCAUACAAACACACACACACACUCUGCAUUAUAUACACACAGAGUGUGUGCGUAUAUAAUGCAGUGUGUGUGUUUGUUUGAGUAUGUGUGUAGAAUGCAGAUUGUUUGAGUGUGUGUGUAUAAUGCAGAGUGUGUGUUUGUAUGAGUGUGUGUAUGUGUAUAAUGCAGAGUGUGUUUGGGUGAGUGUGUGUGUGUAUAUAAUUCUAAAAUCACAGAAUUUCAUAGCCCCAAGUUUUACCCUCGACUUCUCCACGAGGCAUAGCAUAUUUCACAAUUGUUGGUCACAAAACUGCCCUCGACUUAUACAUGAGAUCGACUUAUACACGAGUAUAUACGGUAAUUAACCAUUUAUUUGCCGCAGAACGGUAGCGUUAGAAAUGCAUAUUUGUAUUCCUCACGCUAUAGUGUUCCUUUAAGAUUGAUUAUCUCAGCCAUUGCGUCUGGCAGGGAUUGGGGAAAAAAGUGAGUAGAAACACCUUUCCCAUGUGUUCGGAUGGGGCAGUCACCUAAACAGACACACACACUGACAGACACACACUUUCAGAUACACACAGAUACUGACACACUCACACACAUUCUCACUCAAAUUAUAAUUUGUUUUUCAUUUAAGCACAGCCAUCCCCACUACCUCUGGGACACUGGAGUGGAUCCUUUCCCUGAGGUCCAGUGUGGCUUCUAUGAUCCUAUCAUCUUCCUGCUCUUCUUGCUCUGCUCUCUCACAUGCCGUUUAGCAAUGCCAGGGCCAGAGUGACACAUUCCAACUCCCAGCAUUACUGCCAGGCACACGUGGGAGCAGAGCAUGAAGAGCAGGAAUAUCACAGCUCCCUCGUCGCCCACUUCCAUUCUUAUUUAGCCGGCCGCCUGCAUUCUCUCUCGCCGCCUCCGCUGAAUGGGCUGACAAACACCCAGGUGCCUAGUCGUCUGGGACCGGACACUGAUGGUUAGAUCAGUGUUCCCCUGUCAAAUUCUACCCCAAUACCCAAGCUGGAGGCAAUAAAUAAAAAGAUAAAGUACAUAUUAGCAUACCGUAGAGUUGCUGGGGUUAACAUAAGGAGCAAAGAAUAUAUUCCUAAUAUAGAAUACAGAUAACCAGAGACACAUCAGUGUCAAAGAUUGAAGAAUGUAGAAUAAUAGAGUACACAAAGCCAAGGUUAGGAAAACCAAAGGGAAGAAAAGUUGAAAUAACAAAGCCAAGUCAAACCAGAAAGAUACACUAAAUACUAUUACACACUCUUGAGCUACUAAGACCAAGACAAGGCAAGACGGUUAUGUCAGAGAAGGAACUAAAUAGGCAUAAGUGUGUGAUAACUGGUUGUGGAACAAUUACAAACCAUUAGUAAUAUAUAUACAUGUUUAGCCCACAAAUUAUUUGGUCUACUAUUACUUUAAGAUAUGGCGGAACCAAGCAUUACAUGUCAUGAUGUUAGUGCGCACGCCCCUCUGGCGAGGGUGCAUUUGGCGUCAACCAAAUGCAGGGAUUCUGCUUCAAAUAGAGGAGGCUCAGCGUUGGCUGAGGGAAGAGGAGCGGCAUGAUGAAGGCCUAGAGCGGGUAUGACAUUCUUUAUUUGUGGUGUAGUGAUAUAUGUGGGAUAUUACUCACCAUGAUAUCUGGAUAGUAAAAAAAAAUUCAUACAAGCUGUGUAAAUUAAUUGGUUAAUGGACAGAAGGACUAUAUUAAAUUCAAACACAACCCCCCCCCCCCCUUUUUUUUUCUUUCUAAAAAAAAAAAAAGCUCAAAAUGUUCCAAAAAUUGACAUUACACAUAAAACAGAUAUUCGUAUACCUGUCUAUAUUACCUAUUUGGUUUCAUUAUGUAUACUGAUUUUACACUGCUGUUGUUUAUACCUUACCAGUUUUGAAUAAAGAUAUAAAAAAAACAAACGACAAAUAAAGUCUGCUAUAUACCAAAUUGCACAGUCGUUUUAAAGUAAUCAACUCUGCAGCAGACUCAAUAUCACUGCAGUCUCAUGGGUGUGUGUGGAGACACUCUGCAGGUGAUGGAGGAAUACAGCAGGAAACAGAAUGUAACAAUGCAGUGUGCUAGCAUGAACAAAUGGCUGUAGGUUAAAUUCCAACAUGACAUUAUAGUUCCAAACACACACAAUGUCAAACUUUGUUACACUGUCAUGCUUAUAAAGCUUCCUGUAUGCUACCAAUCAUGAAUACAAGUUGUAUCAUUUAGUACAAAUGUUUCUUUUUUUUUUGUCUUGUUUGAAAGUAGUCAUACUGUAGAUACAUGGCACCUGGAUUGGAACGGUCUCUCUUCAACAUCAAAUAUCCUAAUCCUAUCUUUAUUUACAAAGUAUUUCCCACAUUUUACCACAAUUUCAGCGUAACUGGUCUCCACCUCAUCAGCCUGCUUCCAUCCUCCAUAUUAGUUGGGUUUUUUUUGCCUACAAGUUUAGUCCCCUUCUCCCUACAAUACCCAUUCCAUUUUAAUAAAAAGGUUUAUUAGGGCAUAAUUUUUAAACCACAGUGCCCUCCUAUUGUAAGUAGUCAUCUUCUCCAAGUAGUCCUCUUGGUGCCACUUCCUGCCUUUUUUGCAGCCUCUAUGAAAUCUAGAAGCUCCAGUUUUAGGCUAGUUCAUGGGCUGGGAGCAUCAGCUGAUUGCUGUCUGUUGGCUGUAGUGAAGGCAGGGCGUGCUGCAGUGGUUAUGGUGCUUGGAGUUUUCCUUAAACCGUUUCUAAAUUUCAAGUUUGUACAAAUAGUGUUUGCAGCUAAUUUUCUCAUUGUUUAACUGUUUCUAAAUUGCCUCUACCACUGCUUCUCCACCACUUCCUUACUUUACAUAUAACCCCUAUACAGUUUCAUUUAUACAUAUGCAGUUUUCCUGGAUGAUUGACUUUUACGGACUAGACUCUGCGUGUUUUGGGUUUUUGUUUUCAUCACAGUCUCUUUUCCAAUUGUCCUAAUAAUUUCAGGUUUUUGUUAGUGCCUCCGAAUUUCCAAUUUUGUUGUUGAUUUUAUAUCUAUGCUCUCAAAUUGCUUAACAAACGUGAUUGAUAAAAACAAAGAAAAAAACUUGUUUAAAUAAUCUUAAAAGACUGCAUACCUUUUUAUCCGACUAAGCUGGUUGCUAUCAUAAUUUGUAAGGGCAUCAUGUCGUUCAUAAUAAUGUUUGUUUUGAAUUUAGCUACUUUCCUUAUGUAUCAAUGCACAUUUCAACUACUUGGCCACAAUAAAGAAACUGAUAUUUUCAAGUCUAAAAGUUAAGUUUGCUGAUUUUCAUACUUUGAUUCCAUUUCUUAUACUACACACCCCCUUUAGGUUAACCUGGAGCUCAUUCAGAGUGGAUCGCAACAUAAUGACUUUAAUGACCGGACAAUGCACAGAACCAUUUGAUAUAGAGUUUAGAGAGCUCUAUGCCAUCUCAGAAGAAGUAAAUCUUUACAAAGAGCUGUCUAUCCCUGACAUUCGACCAAGUCCAAGGAUGGGUGCCAGAGAACGUUCCUCCACUGUUGCCCGCAAACUCAUAAACCCCAAGUACUCUCUUGUGGUGGGAAGGAGUGUUGCGCCUGGUGAAAUGUUAAGAUUUGGAACACCAAAUCCCCCAAGUGCAGACGAGAAUGGUGAAAGUGAGAGCAAAAAGAGAAUGGACAAAUUCUUGGAAGAUUUGAUUACUAUAGAACAGGAAUUACCAGAGAUUGUUAAAUUGGAUGACCUUCCAAAAGCAACCUCAACCUCUUCCACCAAGAAAAAAGAUAUUUUGAAAAGUGGGGAAGUCCCGGGGCCCAACAAGCCCUUCAAAAGAUUUAGUAAAUUUUUUAAUUCAAAGAGGCAGCAGAACACUGCUCAGGACACGGUAGUUGAAGAUGACUUUGUUUUACUUAAUAAACCAAAACCCGAUCCAAACCACAAUAUACGAAGCCACAGUCACCAGGAUCUAAGGGCCUCGGGUAAGAAAGACGCAUGCAUUUUUUUCAUUCUAGGGAUAUAUCUGAAUUCUUGAAGUUGUUCAAGAUCAUUGAAGUAUAUUAUAAAAUACAAUAUAAUAUUAUAAUUAAUGUUACAAUGGUAAAGAUUUUAGCAUUCUUUUAUUAUUUAGCAAAUUAAACAAUUGCAAUAAUUACAAAUUAAAUCUAUAAAAUAGCCAUUUUAAAUGUAGCUUACUUGACAAGUCUUUCUCCAAACUGAUUUAAGAUCCCAACAUGAAAUAUGUCUACUGCUUUAAGCCUUGUCGUUGUGGAGAUCAUAUCCAGGGUAUCAAAGAAUGGCAUAACCUGGUCCUAAAGAGUUAAAUGAUGUCUCCAGGUCAUUGAUAUAGGUCCUGUAUGAAUGAUCUGGAGAAAACUCUUUAAGACCAAGGUUAAGCAAACGUGACAUCCCUUAAGGGUUUAAAAAGGUUUUUCAGUGCCCUUUUCUGUGAUAAUCCUUGGUUUUAGUUAUUGUUUAGAAAAAUAUCUACACUUUUUGGCCAAGCAGUUUGUAUCCAGGUUUCUUGACCCAGGGAAAAAUCUUGGAAUGGGAUAAGACACCUUUGUCCCUUAGCAAUGAACGAUAAAUAUCAAAAGGCUGUGUUUUUAGAUAGGAAAGGAAUGGAAUAUAUGAUACAAUCUGUUGACAUGUCAAUAUUGCUUGCGUUCCGAAUUAGCAUUAUGUGAAUUUUCUGUUUGUAAAUGAACAAAUAUUGCAGUAAUCAUUUGCUAAGCUAGUGUUCAGGAAAUAUGCAUUCUGAGACCCUCAUUUUUAAAUUACAUUUUUUUUUUACUUUAAACAAAGGAAGGUAAUUGGUUCAAAAAUGUUUUUUUUUAUAAAUAUAUAUUUACUCUUUAAUGCAUGUGCUACCUAAACUUUGUGUUUAUUAAGUACAUAUUGUUUACCGUAUACAAUGAAACUAUUUUUUGUUUUGUUUUUUUAUUUUGUUGUUACUGGAAGGUCAUUGGUACACAAGCACACAAGGCCCCCACUUGGUAGAACUUAAUUGUUCAAUAUAAGAGCAGACCUGUCAUUUGCUAGUUUUUAAUUAAGAUUCUUUAUUUGACUUAAGUUCUUUAUAAAAAGUACUUUUGAGGUUAAAAAUAAAAAUUUGCUUAAAUUAAAAUUUUGCAUAUGAGCUGGUAAACCUUUUGACCAUAGGUAGUGGCUGACUUCCUAGACACCUUCAUAUUAUAUACUUCAGCAAUAUGUGUUCUUAUGCUUAGGGAGACAAUUUACAUAAUGCUGACUUAAGAGGUUACCUUACAAACAGCACACUCUGUACUCCUAAUUCAUGAAGGGCCAAAGAUGCUGCAAACCUUGGAAAUUAAAGAAAACAUAACUUCUGAGCUUUUUUUUCCUUUCAUUUUUGAACAUGUUAUCUAUACAUUAAAAGGUAAAGGUUUUUAAAUGGAUUUUCCUUUUAAAGGCACUCUAGCACCAUAACAACUACAGUGUGUUGUAGUGGGUACAAUUUCAUAAGUCUGCUAGUAAUGUCCCAGGGAUAGCUUUCAAAACAUAUAAAAAUUGUUUAUAACUUACAUGGGUGUGUUGGGUGCUCAAUAUGUGCUAAAGUGGGAUACUUUGGCAAUGGCAUACACAGAUAUUUUUCAUGAGAGGGGCUGGUAUCUGAAUAGACACUAUCCCCUAUAGACACCAAUUAAAUAAAAAAAAGGGUACUCUACUCCUAUGAAGAUCAUGUAUUUUGGCAUUGGCAACAUCCGUUUUGGACAGUGUUCAAUGGUUGAGACUAUUAUCUGACACUCAACCCAAGAGUAAUGUUAAAACAGGUUACUGAAAUAUGAACUUUUAAAUUAAUACAUACUGGUGCAGACUGUAAGGACUGCAGGCAAUCAGGAACACUAGAUAAGUGUCAAACUGUUAAUAAAUGGUUUGACAACAUGUUAUGGGACAGUGCCAGGAGAGUUCUGGCCAGGGCCGGAUUAACAUAGGGGCUGAUGGAGCUGCAGCUCCAGGCCCAGGCCCAUGGAAUAGGCCCCUUUAAAAAAACAAAAAAAAACCACACUACUCUUAGGUUUGCCACCUUACUGGUAUUUUACUGGCACACCCGGUAUUUGAGGCUGCCUGGCUGUGCCGGCAUUGCAGUAAUACCGGCAAUACAAAUGCAGAUAUUUUACUCAGUAUACAUGGAGAUUACUCUGCAAUACCAGCACUGGCCAGUAGGGGUCACUGUGUAUGGAGAGAGGCAGGGAUAGAAAGUUACAGCAUAUCCUAGUGUCUCAGUGUCCCCAUGGCUCCCAGUUUCCCCUAGUCUCCCAGUGUCUGUGUCCCCAUGUCUGUGUCCCCAUGGCUCCCAGCCAGUGUCCCCAUGUCUCCCAGUGUCUGUGCCCCAUAUCUCUGUGUGCCUAGUGUCCCCAUGAAUCCCAGUGUCCCCAUGUAUAUGUCCACAAGUGUCCCUAUGUCUCCCAAUGUCCCCAAGUGUCUGUCUCCAGCCAGUGUCCCUAUGUCUCACAGUGUCCCCUAGUCUCCCAGUGUCUGUGUCCCCAUUUCUCCCAGUGUCCCCAAAUGUCUCAUUGUCUCCAUGUCUCCCAGUGUCCCCAUGUCUGUAUCCACAAGUGCCCCCAUGUCUCCCAGUGUCCCCAAGUGUCUCAGUGUCCCCGGGUCUCUCAGUGUCUCCAUGUCUCACUGUGUCCCCUAGUAUCCUAGUGACUUGGGGAAACUGGGAGAAAUGGGAACACUGAGAGACUAGGGGACUGGGCGACAUGGGGACACUGACACUAUGAUACAUAGGAACACUGGUUAACUUGCGAGACUGAGACACUGGGAGCAAUCCAUCUAUACAGCAGAAUUAAAUUGUGAGUAGUUUGUUGGUGAUUUUACAGAAUUUUCUCUUAUGUCACUCCUUGUGAUUGACAUCAUGUGAUGUCACAUAUAACUAAUUAUACAAAUUAUUAGGGCUGGUAGUUUUUUUCCAAAAAAGGUGGCAACCCUAACUACUCUUCAAAUACCCUUGCUUAAAGGAACACUAUAGGGUCAGGAACACAAUCAUGUAUUUCUGACCCUAAUAUGUUAAUACCAUCAUCUAACACCCUUGCCCCCUUAAAUAUAGUAAGAUCGUACUUGUAUUCAAGUCUGCAGCUGCUGGCUCUGCCUCUGUACUGACUCUGUCUUCUGACAUCAUCAGAAGUGGUGGUCUGAGCAAAUUACAAUGCUUCCCCAUAGGAUUGGCUGACACUGUCAACUAGGCAGAUCAGGGGCAGAGCCAGCACAAGUCAAACAUAGCCCUGGCCAAUCAACAUCUCCUCAUAAAGAUAAAUUGAAUCAAUGCAUCUCUGUGAGGAAAGUUCAGUGUCUGCAUGCAGAGGGUGGAGACACUGAAUGGCAGUGCUGCACACUAGGCAGUACUGCCCCAGGAAGCACCUAUAGCAGCCAUCUAAGGAGUGGCCAGUGGAGUUAUUUUCUCUGAAAAGACAGUGUUUACUGCAAAAAGCUUGAAGGGAAUGAUUCUACCAGAACAAAUACAAUAUGCUGUAAUUGUUCUGGUGACUAUAGUGUCCCUUUAAGUUUGGAAGCUUGUAUAGGGAUGUAUAGGAACAAAAUGUGUGUGUGGACUGGCUGACAAUAAAAUUAGUUUAGAUAAUGCAUACUUUGGUCUCUCUAACACUGUGGCAUGUCCCCUUUCUUCAAAACUCACUACAUACACAUUUUCUCUGUCCCAGACUAUAUACCAGGAACUUCUGCCUGCUAGUAAGAUGGUGAGGAGACAAGUGGACAUGUGAGUGCUAGGGGACAGUCCUUAGAAAGCAUGAAGUAGGUGCAUCAUUUGAUGCAUUUAUGUCAAGCUCAGGGUGCUGCCUGCACAGUAUGCCCUUAGUUGGCCAGCCUGCAUGAUUGGCAGGCAGCCUGACAUGCAUUAAUGCCAGGCUGGCCUUACAAUUCUUUGGACAAACAUGCCCCCUUUUUGGGCAUGUUCACCCUUUUUGGCAGGUCUGGUCACAUGAUUCGCGCCAGUGGCCCACCCUUUUACCCUGCCCAUUGACUUCCAGCUUCACUGGACACUGCUGUUAAGGGGUAUGGAUUUACUUGAAAGAUGGAAGCAUAAAUUAGAGCGAGAUUAGCAUAGAGUAUGUUUCUCUAUAGCUGCAUCCUUUGAGUAUCCCUCCAACACCAUCUCCAUCAGAUACAUGAUGCUUGGGGGGUAUGAUUGUUUUAGUGUUUUGGUCAAUAAGAUACUGUAAUUAGGCCCAUCGUAAUUGUCAGCACCUGGCCCACUGGGCUCUUAAUCUGGCCCUGGUUCUGGCACCACAUCCAUUACAUUAUCAUUACCAAGGUUUUUGGUUUUUGUAGUAGUGUUUGAUUUGUUUCUAAAUUAUCAAAAUGUCGGCAUGUUUUGUUUUUUUUCCAUUAUCGAUCUACUUUUUAAACACUUCUCUCUUUCUGACUGUCAUAGGUAACAUCAGCCCAGUCUCUACAAAAAGUGAGAAGCAAAAACAGCCGGACAAAUGCAUUAUAUCCUAAAGGUUUACAGAUAUCACUCCAAAGACCUUGAAUGUUGAACAGUUAUAUUUAUUCAAACCUGGAAAAAAAAAUAUUAAAACUGUUUUUUAUUGUAUUAGGUUAUAAAUUCUCAGGGACGAUGUAAAUAAUAGGAAUGGGGAAAUAUUUUUAUUUUGGGGAUUUUUUUUUACUUUUGAUUUUUGUUUUGUUUUUUAUUCAUUAAAAAAAAAUUGUUUCUAUAUAAAUGCAAAAUUUAUGCCACAGUGCCACAUUAAAAGGGAUUAUGUUUUGUAUAUGUCUUUGUAAAUAUGACCACAUUCCAUAAGGUAAAAGAAUGUAACCGUGUACAUGCAAGGCUUGAUCCUCUUUUGUUUUUUGUUUUUUUUUCGUUCCCUAAAUAUAUUUACUUUUAUUAAAGUGGAUCGGUUUAAGUAGUUCACAAUACAUAUAACUGCAACACACAACAUGUGCACUGUGCUAUUGUGACUUGCUGGAAAAUGUAACAACUAUUGUUGUUUGAUGUGCGUGCUGUUUACGUGAAUUUUCAAGUUGGUAUAAAUUAAUAAAAAAAUAAAUAGGUUUACUUAUUUCCUUAUAAAAUAUAAUAAUAAUGCAAAUCGUAUUGCCAAAGGUCAGGUAUAGCAGAAUCCUUUUAAAACUUCCAAUAGGUAUACCGGAGAGAGAUAGAUAGAUAUAGAUAGAUAGAUAUAGAUAGAUAUAGAUAGAUAGAUAGAUAGAUAUCUAUAGAUAUAUAUAUCUAUAUAUAUAUAUAGAUAUAUAUAUCUAUAAUACACACACAUCAAAAUUAGCAAAGGAUGCACUUACAGGUCUUCCAAAUCUUAUAAGUGUUUAAUAAACCACCCCAAAACUACAUGUGGGAGAAGAUCGACAUUUCGACCCCUUAGGUUCUUUCUCAUACACAUUUUUAUUAUUAUGAAAUCUUUAAUUCCAAUUAGUAGGUCAGUCUGAAGCCACAGACCUUCUUAGAAGUAAUUCUACACAGGUGGAUAACUAUUUCCAUGGGAUGGAACAAAAAAACCUGUGUCAGUGCGUUGUUCCCUGCUAGAUGAUUUCUUGCAGCGUUUUUGAAACUGGUCUUCAGAAUCCACCAACCUUUGUCAUAUUACUUCAGCUUUAAUGCAGGCGAUUUAGUCGAUGGCUUCAUUUCUUUUCAUUGAAAUGCCUGUGUAGGAUGGGAGAUAUAACCUCUUAUCCUUGUUGGCAGGGGUGGGCUAUAGGACAUCUUGGAUAGACACUGAUUUGAUGCAAUACAUCCAGUUACAUCACUACAUACUGUAACCCGAAUGAAUUAAUAAACUACAAUUGAUUUGCAUUGUGUCUGUUGUAAACAUUAUGGUUCUUUUUAAGUUUAUGCACUUUAUUUUUUUUUUUCUGUCUGCAAAAUGUUAAUACUUUACUUAGGAAUUAUUGAUGCCUGUAAUUAAUAUAAUUAACCUCUAAUUUAAAGGGACAAUACCUGGAAAGGGAAAAAAUAAAACAUUUUUUUGUUAAAAUCUAUGUAGUGUGGUAUUUGAUAAGUCUAACUUUUUGUGUAUAUUACAUACUUUUUUUUUAUUGACUUGCUCACGUCAUCUUGUGCCUUUUCUUCUUCCUCCCCAAUAAAAACUACAGCUUUGUCUUGAUAUUUUGUUUCAGAGGUUUGUCAUAAAUAUCUGCCACCACUAAUUUCACACACAAUGCAGAAAUUUGAUCAUUUUUCUAAUUUUGAUAAUUAGACUGUUGUGUGUAAAGUGGUCAGAUAACGUUUUGUAUGUUGACUAAACUAGGUGACUACUUGUUAAUUUUAGUUUUUCUAAAUAAAUGUCAUGGUAAUAUUCCUUUUUAAAUUGUUAUUUAUUUAAAUAAAAAUCUUAACCCCAAAAGCAAAUGUAUGACGAGGCUGAUUAUUAUAUAGACAGAUUUUUUGUUUCUUUACUGAGCCUGCGUGUAUGCAGAACACGUAAUGAACAGAACUUUCUGGCAACAGAAUAACUUAAGUGCAUUCGAUGGUUUCUGGCUUCAUAAUCGUGUUGUAUUUCACUCCUUGCCUUUAAAUCUCUUUCACUGUAAUAUCCGUUCAAGGCCAUCAUAUGGGUGGAUAUUUAAUGUACUGCAGAUGCACAGAAAUUAUUUGUUUGUAGUUUUUUUUGUAUUGUUAAAAGAUAAAAAAAAUUCUAUCGUGUUUGAAAUGAAUGUUACUGUCUAGUACACUAUAGAAUUAAAAUGUAAAAAAAUGUUUUUAUUUAAUAUACUUGUGUCCUACUCCAUCAAAAUAUGAAGGAAGCGGUGCUAGAGGCAACACAAUUUUUUUUUAUUAUUUUUUUUUCAAACAGUAAGCCCGUUUUAAAUAUGAACCCUUUCAUUUAAAGUUUGUUGCCUAUGCAUGCUUAAUACAAGAGAAACAUUAUACUCCUGGUACUAGACCAAAGAAAGAAAUUUUCAGGAACUCUAUACUUGAACCAUAUCCACUACAAUAAGCUACUGUUUGUUAUAUCCUUUGAGUGUUGUUUUAAAUAAAUACACAUGACUUUUCCAUCACUUACUAGAUAUACUGCUUUUACUUUUAAAUAUGUCUAUGAAUCAUGAAUUGUAUAUUGCUCUCAUGGAUGUACUGGGAUAUAAUGUUCACGCCGUCGCUCAUGUCAAAUAAAAUGAAUGCAAGGGCCUUUGUUGAACUUGUGGAUGCAAUGUUGCUGGUAAAAGGUUCUAC
Pelobates cultripes (western spadefoot toad) is the source of this 47273-nucleotide messenger RNA. NCBI's taxonomy places the organism in Eukaryota, Metazoa, Chordata, Amphibia, Anura, Pelobatidae. The record is from the annotation of a GenBank genome assembly.